AUGGCUACAGUGGUAACAUCGACCAGAUUCACAGACGAGUAUCAGCUGUACGAGGAGCUCGGAAAGUAAGCGACCGUCAUCCGCGCUGCUGCUGCUGCUGCUGCUCUUGUUGCAUUCAGAGUGUGUCUCUCUGCGUGUCUGUGUCUCUGUGUGUGUGUAUGUGUUUUGCACGCUUUUCUGCUCUCUGCUGCUGCUGCCAUUGUGCGCGUUUCCCUAAGUGUUGACAGGGCACGAAAGGGUCUGUCAAAAAGGGAAGGGUACUACGAGACACCUUAGCAACAGUAAGCUGUGGGCAGGUUCAUGUUUGUAUUUAAUCCCCGAAUGCGUGUUUAAAGGUGUACUGCACCAUUACGGACUGUCUUUGUAAAAGAAAAGGUGCGAAACAUCCGCGUUUACGACCAACUUGUUCGUCGGUGCAUCUGCAGGUAGCACGCGCCGUUGCCUGGUGGCAUCCUCGCGCUCCUGUUUAAUCAUUCAGCGCUGUUUUUGUGCAUUUCUGAACAGACUGCAGAGCUACUGUAUAUGUCAAGUCACGGACAGAGAAAUCGAAGACGCGUUUUUUUUUUUUGCUGCAAAUAACACUGUUGCGUGUCCACAUUUUUGUUUUGUCACGCGUUAAUCGACGGCGUCCAGGAUUAAAACGUGAGAGGACGCGUAGGUUACAGUGUAGAUCCAGGUUACAAAGCCACUUUACAACAUGUAAUCUCUGCGUGUGGCUAAUAGAGCUGCUCCGCCUACCAAUACAGCCAACAGCAUGAGACUAAAGGAGCAGUCUGUGCAAUUAUUUCAUAGUAAAACGCAGGCUAGAGCACAGAUGAAUGUAAGAUUUUCUUCUGCAGCUGACAGAAAGAGAAAAAUUUGAUGAAAUAAUAAUAAUGAAAUGACCUUAAUUCAUCUUUUUUGUUUCAUAUUACAAUAUAAAAAUAUUUUUGAUAGUGGUUUUAUGUGCAAGAUGCAACAGUAACUUGAAUUCCUUCUGCUUUAGUACUUAGUCUAUUUUCUUGAUGCAAAAGAUACCCUCCUAUAUCUACCAUGCUUGGUUCAGUCAUCUGAGACUCUUUUAAUCCUUUUAUACAGCAAAUUUUAAAGGGACCAAUACAGCUUAAUAAUGCCUCUCUGUCUCUGUAAAAGCCAUAGAGGUUGAAUUAUGGGGGCAGAGUUACUCUGCAGCAGACUGACAGAAGAAGUUUUAAUGAAAGCAACAGUGUAGCCAGCAUGAUACAACAGCAUUGUGUGUAUCAGAACCUUCUGUAUUAUGUUCCGUUUGCUUCUACAACUCUGUAAUACUGUGUUAAAUUACUCAUUAUACACCAAUUUGAUGCUCUUUUUGAGGUAAAAAUACAAAGGCAGGGCAAAAGCAAAGCUCUAUUUUUCCAUUUUUUGUCACAGGCGUUUGUGACACUAGCAUGAAGAAUGUAAAGAGUACUGGUAUGGUCAAACAAUUGUACUAUACCAACAGAGCUGUGGAGAAAAAUACUGAUAGAAUAUAUUCUGAUGAUAACUUGUGCAAUACAACUAUACCACACACAGCAUAACAUCUGUGUGACUCCUUGCAGCAGUCCCAGUUGACUUCAGUAUACAUUGUACCAUGAAGGGGAAUGCUGUAUUCUUCAGCUGAUCAGUUGUUGGGAUGUACUAUAACUAUUAUGAUUGUUUUGCAUUUCCUUUGAUUUUAACACUAUUGAGUUAUUACCAUAUUAAAAGCCAUUGAUUUUGUUAUUAUUAUGCUAGCCUUUUGUUAUCUGCCAUUUCAAAUGAGUUUACAGAUCUAUUUUAUGAGUGUACCAGAAAACACCCUGGAUGUAUUGCCCUUGAAGCACUUAAUACUACACCGCAAGUGUAGCAAUUAAAAGGAUACUUCCUUGGCACAUUAUCCAUCUAAGCUCUGUGUCUAAGCAGCCACAGUGUUAACCAAGAGCAAGACGGUUUGCCAUGCGUAGGAAUGCUCCCUCAGAGCUGGCCUGGCCUCGUAUAACUGAACACACGCAGCAGUAAUUGUGACAGUGGUAGUGUUUCAUGCAUUCAACAGGCAGGUGACACUCAAACUCUGCAUCCGUCACCUUGUCUCUGGAGAAGGGGUUGAACUUAUUAUAUGGAAAUCAUGAAUGUUUAAAAUGUCAUGAUUUAACCAGUGGUGUCAUUAGCAAGUAGAGUGAUGUCCUUUGACUUGUUUACACUGGGUUAGGGUGUGUAUUAGCUGCACUGUUGCAUAGGUACACAUAAUUGAAGGAUAUUUACCUGACAACCACAUGCCACAUAGUGUAUCCUGUGACCAUUGCACACGCACAAAUUGCAGUGUCAACACAAGAGCAGUAUCUUGUAGCCUCUAGCCCUACCCCACAUUUCCUCUUGUGAGCUAAUGAGGAGCGCUCUCCCUCCUCUGUCAAAGACGAGCACGAAGGACCUCUUCUCACAUCUCAUACUCAGAAUAUCAGACAGUAUUAAUUAUGCAUGAGACUCCCUCCCCCUUCCUUUAGUUUUGUGUGAUUAAUGCAUGCCCUUUUUGUGUAAAGUGCACAGGUUAUCCACUUUGUCCUUUGACGUACACAUGCAGCACACCCACACGCAGGUGAUGCAAAGUUUUGUUACGCCAUUGAUUAAUGUUGGUUAUUGAUUUCUUCUUUUUUUUUUUUACCAGGGGUGCCUUUUCAGUUGUUCGCCGCUGUGUUAAGAAGUCCACUGGUCAGGAGUAUGCUGCUAAAAUUAUCAACACAAAAAAACUCUCAGCAAGAGGUAAGUGCAGUUAAUACUCUAUUGUGUAGCUUAGCACUUCAAUAAACAAGAAACUUGAAUUUGGGGUGACUGUUGCUCAGAGAAAUUGGUAGCAGGUUUGUUUUCUCAACAGCAACAAAGUAGGUGCUUUAUCGUAUCCUUGUAAGCACAGAUUCUUGAGGAGUUAGAGGUCUGCUUUUGUACAGUGAGACUCAGUGAUCUUUGGCAAUUGUGUGUGCACCCAUGUUUAGUUUGUUAUGGUUACUGUUGGUCUUGUAUGUGAGCCAGCUUGACCUUUUAGCUGAAAAUAACUUCAACGUUGACAGCAGCUCAUGGCAUGAGGUAAAGGAAAGUUCUGGGUUUGAUUUCUUCUUUUAAAGCAAGGGCCACCAUUUGUUUUGGUUGUGACGACAUGACAUUAUUAAGUUGAUACCAAGAAUGUAAGGAAAAUGCAGUUUUACUACAGAUACUCGAGCUCAAAGUAUGAACAGUUAGACGAAAACUUGAGGUGAAUUUGCAAAAAGACUUCCUGGAUCAUCUCAUGUCUGCACUUGCCAUACCUCUAUAACACUGCUGGUAUAAAACCAAACUGAAAUACUUCACCCUUGUCAACUUGUGGGAGACGAAUGCUGAUUGGUGCUGUACAUAUACGCAAAAUACACUCUGGCUGACCGUUUCUCUGCCGCCACUAUGUGACUUACUUUUGUGUCUAAGUUGGGCGAAAACUUGACCGCCCAUUAAAGUGCAGGUCCCACUGUUUCCUCUGUGCUUCGAUGAAGGGGCUUGUCCAGACUGUUUCAACUGGGGUGACACAACUGGAACCCUAACCCUUUGUUGGGGUGGCCGGGUAAUUAUGACUUUGUUGAGAAAUCAUGUCUUUGAAACACAAAAGCCAAAACUAAGAAAAUAAGCCCAAAGUGGUUACCUAAAUCUUUUAAAUCAGUGUAGUAAGUUCAGUUUUGAGAAUUUUGAAGUGUCUGCCAGGAUCUGUGUAUGUGAGUCAGCGCAGUUUAGCACAUGUUGGAAACACCACCACCUGUGCUUCAACAUUUGCAGCAGAUUUGUUGCUGCUGUCAUUAAUCAGCCUGUUACACUGUCUGGUGUUUCAUAGCACUCCCUCUGCCAUGUAUUUGAAUCCAAGCAUCUUUUGUCUGUUGGUUAUUGUGGUUUUGUGUUUGCACAUGAUUUCCGUGGAUCUGUCACAGUUUCUCUUCUCAUCUGCGUGUGUUACCAAGUUACAGACUGUGUGUGUGCGUGUGUGUGCUGCCUGUUUGUCUGACUAAGCGUCAGAGCUGGGCCACCACAGAGUUGAGUGAUGAUAUGAGCUGCAGAUCAGGGCCAGUUCUGGACUGAUUGGGCUGCUCUUUUCCCAGGGGGAACGCAGACUGAAUUGCUGUGUCUCACUCUCUGCCUCUCUGUCUGUCUCAAACACCCCCACCCAAGUCAUUUUCCCUCCAUUUUAAGUAGUUUUCUCCCUUCCUCUUCUUUUGUUCGUCGUAAACAAAAAGAUUGAUUUUAGGGGAGAUCUCAAAAACCCCUCUAACCAGGCGAUUUGAUCUAGUGUGUGUCUGUGUGUCUGAGUGUGUCUGUCUUGGCUGUGGUCUGGAGCUGGUAGCCCGGCAACAGCAAGGGUGAACCUCUUCAUCCCAUAGGCUGUCUGGCAGAGAGAUCAUGUUGUGUAUGUGUGAGUGUGUGUGUGCGUGCGUGCGUGGGUGUUUGUGUGUGCGUCUCUGAAUCGUGGUCACAAUUAUCACACAGAGACGACUGCUCUUUUCACACUUGAAGCACAAGCUCAGUUGCUGUCAUUUCUCUCACCUAAGUACUGAAUGGUUCUCACACUAUCUGUGUACAAGGACUGUUUGUGUACAGUUUCUCAUUGUGAAAUAAACACACAUUUGUCUGUCCUCCACUGCACAAUGUCCUUAAUCAGAGCUUAAAUAUGCUUAUGCUUCUAGCUGUUUUUUAGACUCACCACGUCUUUUGAUUUUAAGAUAGAUUAACACAAUUCUUAAAUGAGACAUCUUUAAUGGCUUCAGUAUUGUCUUUUUCGUUUGUUUUUUUUAGUUAAAGUAGUGUCUUCUUUUGGUACUGCAAUGUUCUAAAUGGGAAUUACUGGAAUUCAACUGGAUUGAGCCAAAAAGGGAAGCAGUCAGACAAUCACACAGGUCUUAAACAAACUUGCAGGCUAGCCAAGGGGAUUUGAAGUACAAAACAACAACAAACAAACCUUCCAUUGUAAACGUUCGACACGGUUUACACUCCGGGUUCAACUUUGGUCACCAAAAAUUUGCAUAGUUUUGCAAGUAAACAGUCGAGGAACCAUUUUCUCAUCUUUAUCUUUUACCAUGACCACUGCAGAGGACUGCAUAAAAUCACUCUCUACAAUGCCCAGGCCAUGUAUUCUUACUAUUCGGCCAAUCACUUGACACAUCACUAAUCUCACCUGCCCAUUGUAAGUUUAAGUUAGGGGAUCCUGGCUGACAUUUUCAGGUUGUUUUGAGUAGCUGUGUUGAGUUUUAGGCAGUAGAACCUCGCUCAAGAUUUAGCCUGGCUAACAAACUAUUCUACAGUUUUCCAAAACAAUAGACUAUCACUGCCUGGGAUUCUGCGGGCUGAUGAUUUGGAUGGUUUAGAUGUCAGGAUAAAUUUGUAGUAUUGCUUGUACUUAUGAGGUGUGCGUGGGCGGGAUUAAGCCCUAUUCUCUAUGUGGCUCAGGGAGGGCGCAUUGACUGGUGGUGAGGUCAGUGAUUAUGGCCGGGUCGUGUGGCAUCACAUGCAUGUGCACAGGCACUCAAGCGAAUUCUGACACACACACGCACACGUACACACACAGGAUAUGCCACUUUCAUUGACAUUUACACACGUUUGCAUUCACACAGACACGUGUCUGACCAUGGUACAGUAAUUACACUGUGUUACUGAAACUGAACAGUAUGAUCCAAACAAAUUUUUGGUUACUAUUUACAUUCAGAGUACUCUUGAAAGCUUUCUUUAAUUGUAUACACAUCAUAUUUUAGACUGGGAAACAAAGUGUUGAUAUAGCACUCUUAUGACUAUUCGUGUAGUGUUUAAGUCGAGUAAUUGGUUGAUUCACCGACUGUCAUUUAACAUUUUGGAGGAAGGCUCACUUGUCUUUUGAAGCAGAGUCAGAAUAAAAUAAGAUAAGAAGGCUACAUCCAGUUAGCUUAUCUUAACAUAAAGCAUAAAGACUGUACUCAGAGGGGAAGCAGUUGGCCUGGAGUAACAAAGUCUAUAUUCAUAAACACAUCUAUUUGAUCAACAUGUGAUUUAUUGUUUGUUAUGUCUGUACAAAUAAACCAAAAUUUAAAAAUGACAAAUCAGUGGGGUCAUUUCUCGGUCAGAUCAGCUACUCUCUGAAGUCCCCGGUGGUUGCCUGGCAACUGUUUGGAGCUCAUAAACAGUUUAUCACAUACUAGACCCCUUUAAAAACAGCAAACAACUGUAUUGUUUAAAUACCAUCCCCUCAGACAUGUAAGUGCUUUUGGUCUAUGAGUACUGAAGGUUACUGACACUGUAAUUCUGUAUUUCACAAGAGAGUCUCAGAUCAGUUUACAGAAGUAGAUAAUGACAGUCAUAGUUAGCCUGAGGCAGCAGUCACUACCUGAUAAAAAACCGUGGGAAGCAGAAGUUGAGAAAGGAAGUGUGCCUAUAAGCUUUACUUUUUCUUUGUUGGAGAAGUGCUCUUAAAGACAUUUGUGCACCCGCUGAUAAAAACUAUAUAUAUAUUUUUAUAUUUAUAAUGUCAGGAGUGUGUUCAGCUGUUAUAUCUGCCAAAGGGGGCUACUUUGAUGAGUCAAAAGUUGAGAAUACAUUUCUGCUUCUAAAUUGAUUCUAGGAUUUCUUUCUUAACUUCUAUUGUUUAUUUGUUCUAUGCAUUAAUUUCAGAGUACACUGAGACAUUAAACUGCAUCAUUUCAAUAAAAUUCUGGAAAAGUUGGGGUGUUGUAAAACUUUCGACCAGUAGUGUCUAUAUAUACAUAUAUAAAACUUAUAUAGGAGUGACUCUGUCACAUCUAAAGUGUACCAGACAGCUAAAAAAAUGUGUCUGAAAUGCCUUCUUUGUAGUCUUAGCAUCCAAAGAAAGUGUUGACAGUGUGAUCUAUUUUGCAGUGUUUUAUGUUAUUUUUAGCUCCAAUUAGGUGUCUCGUAUUGUAAGUAUUUUUACACUGUUAUUAGGUAAGGCCUUUGUGAUGUCAGAGAAACAGAGUGGGAGAAAGAGGGAGGAGAGGCUGGCAGCACUUGUCCCACUGUUGAAUUAUUGAGGUGCUAGGCUGCUCGGCUCUCACUGAACACGGACAAGAGCUGAGGAGUGGACCCUCACACUUUGUUUUCUUUGCAUCCUUUUGAAGAUAAUUUCUGCAUAAGUUCAGUUUUUCCUGAACCAUCUUAUCUUUCUUCCUCAUUUUUCCUCUUCCUCCAUCUUGUAGCCAUAUUAAUCCCUCACCCUCUUCUACCAGACUUCUCAGGCCAUGCAGGCAGACUCUGUGUGUGUCAGUGUGGAUCUUAGGUGUGUGUCAGUGGUUUUUCAGGCGUUUGGUGGGCCUCUUGUGCUCUUGCUGGAGGCUGAUUGACAGAGGGCAGAUAAACGUAGCAGCGCAGUGUAGUGAAUGUUUAAUGGGACCAACUGUGAAUAUUUGAUGAGAGAGCGUCAUAUGUGGAAAAGAGAGUGUUGUAGGUAUAGAAAGAGUGAGUUGGACAGGGUCAUAUACUCCAAAACAGAAAAAAUGCAUUAAUACACAUACACAAUAUAUGCCUUCCUCCUUGCUCAAAAAAAGUAGCGUUAAAGUAAUAUGUAGUGUUUGUUUGUAUUUUGUGUUGUGUGCGCGGGGAUGCAUGUGCAGGGGUGUGUGUGUGUGUGUGUGUCCUGAGGUUCAGUGUGUUAUUCCAGGACUCCCCUACUAUCACACUCACAAUGCCCUCUUUUUCUCUCUUAAUCUGCUCAUCAUUAUCCCCCUGUCCAAAGCAUAUGGCAUCAUGUAGGGGCCAAAAAGAAUUAAAUUUUCAUUUACCAUCUAGUGCCAUAUAAUUUGUAUCAAAGGGACUAGUUAAUCACAAGAAAGUCACUCUACAAGCCAGAUGAAUUUAAGGGUUUGACCCAACAGUGAUAGUACAGCUGAUAUAAAUAAUUGCUUUAAUUAAUUGUUCUGCUUAGAUGCUCAUUUUCCACAUGAUGAACUUUCAAUCUACAUCUCUGCCCUCUUCCUCUCUAUUGGCCUGUUGGCCAAAUACCAUAUGAAACCAAACUUGAUUCGUUAUGUCUUUACGACAACCUGCUCCAUCUCUACAAUGCAUUAUAUUAUGAAAAAAAAUGAGCGUGAGUUAAGCUGCUAACCUGUCCGGAAGUGUGAAAAACUUGGGGUCAGGGAUAUAACCUCCUGUCCAUCACAUUGGCGCUGACAUAACUUACUGUUAUGUAUGGAGUUAUAUGUUAUAUUUUUUUUACGUUUUAACUUAUUAAUUUUUUAGAUGUUUUAAUUACGCCUUCUUUAUUGGUAUUAGUGUGCAAUAGUCUCCACCUAUUAUUUUUAAUUAUUAUUAUUUUUUUGUAUUGUCAUUCUUAGCUGUUUUGUUUUCACAUCACAGUAAAACACCUUGAAUUGCAUUAGACUUGAAUGAAAAGUACAAUAAAAAUAAUUUCUUGAUUUCUGUUCUAGCCAAUCAUAGCUCUUAGAUUUUUCUUGUCCAGCUGUUUCCCUUUGUCUCUCUUUUCUUUCUUUCUCAGGUAUUACAUACUUGUUAGAGCAAAAUAUAAAUUGUCCAUCUGUGAUUUGAGUCUGUGGGUUUGCUAAAGAUCACAUUUGAUAAAGAUGAAAAUUGAGUCUAUUGGACAUUUUUCACUGAUUCACAGCACUGCAAGAACAAAAUUGUCUAAAUACAGUCAUGCCUUAUUGACGGUAUGAAAUGAUAAGUCCCCUUGGCCUUAAGUGCAAUUUUGAUUCAACUGAGGGAAGUGGGAACUACUGAGACUAUCAUCCAUGCAAGUCUAUUAUUCGUUACACACCACUUGCUGCUUCCAAUGCAGUGUGGUGAAAAUGGCUGUUGGUAAAGGUUAAUAAACACGCUCUAGGCAAAGUAUAAAUCCCCACCAUGGCCAUACUGAAGUCAAACACUGUUAACAACUCUCUACAGAGAGUCAAAGGCUAACGUUACACAGAGCCUCAAGCAAGCAGUGAGCAUCUAACUCACCACUGAUGGAUGGACUUCAGACUUGAGCUCGAUAACUUGUAUUGUUCUUCAAGUCUUCAUUUGCUUUUUUUGGGGGGGUGAUGUUGCUUUCUUAAUAACAUACAAGUACUGUGAGUAAUGAUGAAAACAAUUACCAGAAUUUAUUAAAAAUACAUUUACCGGUCCUGGAUCCAAUUCAAAUUCUUAUUCAAAUUAGUAUGCGCACUCGUAGAUUCAGGUCUGUGCGCCAGCCACAAAAUAAAUUACCCAGUAGUGGUAUGGUAAAAGAAGUGGCUGAAUGCACUGCUUGUGUCACUGUUCAUGUAUAGUCUCACUCAAAGACUCUCCAGACUCAUACUUACUGUGAUAUGGGAAGAGUAAUUACACUUAACAGGUAAGUAAGUCGGCAACUGUGCAGCAAUGCUGUUUUCUAAAUCGAGAGAUUUUUAUUGGGAUUAUUUAUUGUGACAGUUGGAGGAUUGAAAAGGCAAUAAAGUAGUGCACACAAAUGGGAGAGGCAUCCUGCAAUAUGUGUGACUGUGUGUGUGUGUGUGUUUGUGUGUGUCUGAAACUACGGUAUUCCUAUUUUACUUUUAAUGUUUCCACAUUGAGCAUUUCACUUUCUCUCUACCUCAUGCAUUUUUAUUAUUACAGUGUUUCACAAGUUGGUAUCUAUGCUGUUUUUCCAAAAUUUUUAACCAAGAAAGUCAGUAUUAUUUGAAAAGGUUAGAUCAAGGACAACAGGGGUUUGAUUUAUUGGAUAGAAAGGAAGGAAGUGGGAAAGAAGGAAAGGUAGGUGGAACUAAAUUGGAAGCAAGCAAGGAAGGUCUUUGAAAUGAGAUAAAGGACUGACUGUAAGAAAGUAAAAAAGAUAAAGUAAGGUAGGUAAGGUAGGAGACUGAGGGAGGUUAGGGGUUAAGAAAGUGAUAGGGAAGGAGGCUAGUGAGGGUGGAAUGAAGGAAUAAGGAAGUAAGUGAGGAAGAUUGGCUUGCACAAUGUGUGUGUGCACGUGCAUGUGUGUGUGUGUUUCUACAGCUCUGUGGACUCUUCAGACAAACUGAGAUAACCUAUUCCAGAUCACACACUCACUGUCAGGCUGUCAAUCAAAUAGCCUGUCUCCAUGGUAACAGCUAGUUUACAUGCAUCCUAUUCUUCACACCUGACAACCAAAAUGAUUAGGUGUCUUGUACAAUAAAUAGUGACAUAGAGCACUCAGAUUUAUCAUACAAACUCAGGUCCUUUUAACCAAUUAGAUACGGUCUUUGUUUUUCUAAACUUUGAAAACACUGACUUUGUAAACUUUGAGCUAAAUUAUCUGAUGACACUUUUAGCUUCAACAUUGAUGAUUCAGCAAACUGAACCAAUAGCAGUAUAGUGUAAGGGGCAUAAUAACGUGCUUUUUGUGGGAGUGGACUACUGGAGAGACUGAAAAUGUGGGAAGAGAGAGGAGAAAGUGACAUGCAACGUAUCAUGCAUUAUCCUACAAGCAGUGUGAUGAGGAUUGCAUCCUCCAUUUGAAACAUUUUUGCUUCCAAAUGAGCUCAACAAGUGUCCCAAUCUGCAUGUUAAGACGUUGUGAGCGAUAGUGCCCUAUUAUUAAAAAGUUUUCGUAAGUCUUUGCUUUAGAUAGAGCUCCACAAGAUCAGAAUAAAGCCUAGAGUGGCGUUGUUCAAGCCAGGGUCCAUUAGGAGUGGAGGAUGUAAGUCAUUUUGGAUCUGGAAUUGUAGUUGGAAGGAACCUCUGCUGUCUGAUGCUCAUCUCUGAUUGAAAAUGGCAUACAGCUAAAGAGUGUGUGUCUGUGUGCUCAAUCAAAAUCAUACAAAACCAUAUAAUUUUGAGCAAUUUUAAGGUGAGAAUUACUUUGAAAACAAUGCUCUUUUUCUGAGCAUGUGUAUGUAUGUGUGUUCAUGGCUGUGAAGGCAUGUUUACUGUAACAAGGGGACCCACAAAUGGUUUUGAAUUUCCAAAGAGGUUUUGACACGCUGAUAGCUACCCACCCAUGUAACGGCUGAAUGUGUGCAGUGACGUUUGAAACUUAAACAAAGUGAGGACAUUUCAUUGAUGUUGGUACUGCUCAGCAAACUUCAUGGUUGUGAGCUGCAUAUUUCAAAGCACUCCUGUUCCUGCCUCAUUUACCUCCUUUCAUCAAACUCUCUUGCUCACAUUUCACUCAGCAGUAUGCUUUUAAAAGGCGGCUAAUGUUUAUCCAGGCCGCAGACUUUUUCUGUCUGCCUCAGCGUGCCACUUUACACGCCUUUUCAUUUUAGUGGUGUGUGUGUGCUUUUGAUUGCUUAUUUUACAAAUUGUAAACCUGGUGUUGUGAAGCCAGACCAGUGAAACCACACUGAAAUCCUAAUUUGGCAUUAUGUACAAAGAAACACAAGCCCACACAACACAAUGAUCCGUGUAAAUAUUUGUUAACCCUCUGUUCUUAUUAUCUCUAUUUACGUUAAGGUUUCUUUGCACAAGACUGUUUUCCUAACAAGAGGAUGUUUAACCAGCCACGCACAGACUCACACACUAUGCUGCUCUCAGAUAACCCAUGUACACACAAAUCGACAUGCUUUAUUGUUCUCCUGUCAGUAUGAUGCUUUUUAGUUGUCUGCUUAAUCGUGGUUCUGCCUUGACAAUAGACACCUGCCUGCAGGCUCUCAGCCAAGUUCGAAUCAUUUAAUUAUCUCUAAUGAAAGCUACUCUGCCGCUCUAAAAACAGUUUGUAGUAUCCCAAUAAAUGUGUUGAAUGGAGCAGAGUGUGCAGCUUAAUUGUUGAGUUGAAGAGCACACUCCUGUUGACUGGCACAGCACCAACACAGGUUGUUCAUUUCAGUCUGCUUCCAAGAUAACAAUCAAAACACCACUUUUCACUUCAGCUAUCAAUCGCCUGCUCUUGACAGACCUAAAUGUCAGUAGAGGUGAUAACGUUUUCGUGGGAGAUCCACUUGAUCAUCAGUGGAUUAAAAAUACCAAACGAGCUCCCACAUAGAGUAGAGUAUUGUCAGUACCUCACUGUGAAGCGUAUGUUCUUUUAACAGUCAGAUAUAUAUCUUUCUUUGAAUUAUUAAAGUGUUGAAUAAAAAAAGGACAAUAAGAAAGGCUUGUUUAACAGCAUCUACUUGGAGGUUGCUAUUUCAGACAAUGAAAAUUACUUGGCUGGAGUCAAUCUCCUCAUGAAUAGUCUGAAUUGCUUUUACAGGUAAUUUAGAGGCAUCAGUUGAUUUUUUUUUAUCCUGCUGUGUGUUUUUGGACCUUACUUUUUGCAUAUAUUUUAAUCUAAUGAAAACUGAAUGUUGCGCUUUGUUGCUCUGAAAUAUUUAUUGAAUUUUUAGUCUGCAGCAGUAACUUUGUCAUAACUUUUUACACAAAGCUCUGGAAAGGUUUUAGAACACUAACACUAAGCCCUUCACAUAUUUGUGAACAAAGAUGCAUUAGCUUCGUCUCCUAUCUCUCUUACGGACCAGGUCCUGCUAGACCAUAAACAAAGCAUUACCAGAUGUCACUGCUUGUACUGUAUUUCUGGUAAUAUCAUAUUAUUUAAAAUGCAAGGGCUUUCGGUAGAGGGCUGUAGAAUCGGUUGUUAGUGCUGUACUCCUUAGAGACAAUUACCUAACCUAAUUUAAAGGAAAAUGUCUGACACUGUAAGUUCCUGUCCCUGCUGUAAAACAAAUGAUCAAACACCAUCAUUCCAGAAAUGCUAGAGAUAUUAGUAAGGUUUGGAUUUGUUUGUGAAGAAGAUAAACUCAGACGACAUGAGUUAUAUCAGCUGCCUUUUUUUGACACCUUCUCUGGUUGCAUUGAGUUUUUUUGUUUUGUUUUGUUAUGACUGUGAAUGUGUGUGCAUGUGUUUAUUUGUGUCUUGUACUGAUAGUCUGACUGCGCAAUGAAGGUCAUUAUCUUGUUGGGAGUAAGUAUGGGAUCAGUCAUUGUGUGUAUGCGUGAUGAAAUCUCAGAGUCAGCUACUCUCAGGGUUAAAGAGUAUCUCAUCAUGAGCGAGAGGCUGCACUCCACUACAUCAAGGCUGGGAACAUAAAUGUUAUAUAUAUGCAAGAAUAAAGGUGCCAGUAUCGACCUCCAGAUCUAUUCUUAGUGCUUUUUUUGGGGUUUCAGCAUCACACACUUUUUAAGCUGUCCCUCUGCCAAAAGUUCCUUCCAGCUGCAACAUUAUCACGAGGCCCGAGAUGUGGUCAGCAUCUGAAUUACUUUAUUUAUGAUUAAAUUUUCACGGUUUAAGUUCAUUUUAAACAACUGAUACGGUAUUGACAAUAGUGACAUCACUUAAGGUAAUGAAAUCAAAUGCAGUUUUUAUCUACCAGUUAUUUCCCACUGGUACAAUUACAGCCCUGUCUGCACAAUCAAUGAAGAAAUUCACUGACAAAUCUUGACCCAGUGCUUAACAACAUCGUUUGGAUCACAAUAGUGUCUGAUUAUUGCAAACAUUACCAUACACAUUAAAUAAAAACUGGUAUUUAUUUAAAAGGUUUAAUAGCAGCAGCAAUACUGCAUUUUUCACCCUUUUCUUUCAAGCAAAAGCCACGUUUAGGAACUGUCCUGUAUGUUUUCACCUGAGUAUAAUCCUUAGAGUCUUUAAACCACCCAUGGGGUCAUGUUCUCAGGUGACAUAGCUCUAAUGCUAUAAGCUCUGAACUGUACUUAAUGACAUGAGGCACCAUGAGCUGGCAGAGGAGUUGUGAUGAAUCGAAUGUACCUUUAAUCUCAUGAAGUAUUUGCUUAUCUAGGGUGCACUGCAAGUUAAAAAAGAAAAAAUGUAGAAAAACAGGAAAACUUUGAAGUCAUUAGGGAUGAUUCUGUUUCUGUUCUACACAUCAGCGUUUCAAUUUCACAAAUAGAAUUGUUGUCCGACCUGAUCCAUCCUGUCAUCUUAAAAAAAAAGAGUAAAAGUGAGAACAUUAGUUUGCAGCACUAAUGCUCUGGAUUCCCUCUGCAGCACAGACUGGAAUUAAAAACUUCUCCCACUGAAGGAUGACAUCCCGAUGCCUCAUGUGUUAUGUAAGGUGGUUGUCAAAAGAAUGUCCCCACGAAAGCUGACGUUGUAGAAAGACUUGGGUGUCUGUAUGGGUGUUUAGUCAGCACCUGACCACUUUCCUCAGUGUAUGUGUGAUUUGAAGCAGGGUGCUGCUGAUGCUGUAUGACGUGAACACAAGCCUCAGAGAGUAGCAGGAUACUGCAGGUUCAAGAGGGCAGAAUCUGAGAUGCAUGUAUGUGAGGAGGGAGCUAUAAGAAGAGUUCACAGUGACUGCCAAUGAAGACAGAAAUAUAGAGCUAAUGAAAACGACAAUCGGACUGUUGUAUCUAAGAAGGGACACAAACAUUAUCGAUCAGUUCAAGUGUCUGAUCUGUUAUAAAAUGGAUUAAAACUGUAUUAUUUUUAGCAGUUGUUGGACUCAGAAGAGUGCAUGUUUACUAAAAACUUUAACAAAUGAUGACUAUAUAACUGAAUAAUAAGUAAAAUAUAUUUAAAUUUGCUUUUUAUGUUCGACUUACUGCUUAAAUACAAAUAUUUCAAUCAACAGUUGGUAAAUUGUAUUACUAAUACCUUAUAAGGACGAAAGGGAUUUUAUGUAAAUAAAAUUGUUUUCAGUUUCAGACAAAAUAAGUUAUAAAACCACGUCUUUCAAAUUUUUUAAUGUUGAGGUAUAGGAAAACCUGCUAUUUAGUCAUGUGGCCAAAUUGGUUCAAGUAAGAAACCGCACCUUCUUGACUUGUCCUGUCUUGUGAUUAUCCUACAACAAUGACCUAAAGCAUGCAACCUGUUGUGCGCAGGGGUCAGCAGUAAAUUCACAUUUGUGUUUGUGCUGUUGUUAGCAGAGGUGUUAACCUGUCACCAUUACUGCAAUGAGAACUGUUCACUGUAAACACAGUUAACCUUUCACUGUAGACAAAACAGAAAGAGACCCAGCUCAGCGAGACUCAUGCUGAUACAAAUGAUCUUAUUGACUUACUCUCCACUAUAUUUAUUUCUGCCUCUGAGCAUAUUUUUAUGAAGAUUGCUUGGGCUUUUACACAACAUAAAAAUUUGGACUACUUGAUGAAUUGGCAUUUCCUUUCGUGUUUAUCACUCUCCUUCCCCUGCAGUGUUACCAAAGUGUUAGUGCUACAGCUUCUUGUUUUUCAUGGCGCUAAACCCUCCAUCUUUCAUGAAGAGGAGUCUCCCCACCAUACUCUUUAGCUAAAGCUGUAUUUGUCAUCUUGUAGGUCAUUUAAGCCUUUACAGCUACAUACUGCAGGGGUCUGGCAGAGAGACAAACACCAACCUUCUGUUUAGACUUGAAUUGAUGGUUUAAUUGCGCAAUUCUAAUGAGCCUUACAAACUGACUGUGGACAGUUUCUUUCAGCGUUGUAAAUAUGAUGUGGAGCUGCAAGAGACACAAAGAGAGGCCAAGUGUCACUUUGUGUUUGAACUGCUACUUUGACAUCUCUCAGACCCAAGAACACACACCAACCACUGCUGAUCUGUUGUUUUUCAUUCUGUACUGUGAAACAUGAACUAUGAACACAAAUGGGUCCGAGCACCAUGACAAAGUAAGUUUUUUAAAAUCAGUUAAGCCGCAGUUGUGGUGUAUUACUUAUAUGUAUCCAUUUUUGCAUGUCAAAGCUGUCAUGACUUUCAGGUAGUCACAACAACGAAGGGAGACAACACCAUGGCAAAGUUUUUAAACAAGUCGUUAUUUUUCAAAUCAAGCUGAAUUAAACCAAGUAAGAUAUUUACAGCAUCAAGUAUGUAAGUCAGUAUACAGUCAGUAGUGUGGAAUAUGCAUGAGUGAAGAUAAGGUGUGUAAAUGUUGUAAAAUGCAAACAUAACUAAAGUUCAUCGUAAUCAAACAUAACUAACCCAAAGUGUGGUGUACCUGGAGGUCCAGGUCUGCGAGUAUAAAUGUGUGACUGCAGGAGCUUAAAUAACCUCCUCACUAAGCAAAGGUGUGUGAGUGACAUUACUCUAAUCAAUGAGCUGCACUCACAGACACAGGCUGGAGACACUCAGGCUGCCAACACCAUGAUGUCAUGGACAUCACAAAGCACUUAGUGAAUCCUUGUUUCUAAAGGUGCUAUAUACACUCCCCUCAGAAAGUUUUGGUACAGUGAAUUCAAUUCCUUUAUUUUUGCUCUAGACAAAAAACAUUUGGGUUUGGGUUUUAGCCAAAUGAUGUAGUUGCUUGUAUUAGGGUUUGAAGCAGACUGACAUUCACUGGUGUCUCUGUGGGUGCUAGUUUGGAAGAGAAAAAGCCAUAUACCAGAAACCUGUCUGGUCCUGGUGCAAGUUGGUUGCAAGUGGUUCUUCCAGAGAGGACUGAACUUUUUAACUACAUUCAGAGAAAUCAGGAAAACUGUAUAGUACACUGUAUGUACCUGUAAUGAAUAAAGUUGAACAGUAGUACUUGAACUGACUGUUAGUGAGCUGAAGGUCACAUGUGGUGGCAUCUGGUCCUGUGUUCAUCUCUUUUAUUUGGUAAUCACUGGAUAUUUUUCUGAGCUGUCUGUGAGCAGUCUUCCAGCUUUGUUUACAGAUUUUGUGUUUUUCUCAGGAAAUCAAUCACUGGUUGAUGAGUGGAAAGGUUGUCAUAUUCUGUUUGUGGGAAGAGACGUUUUAUGUCAUCAAGUUUUGAAUUGUGACGCAGACUGCUUGUCAAAAUAAGCUUGAUUUUUCAAGGUCUAAAGGAUGUUUAUCAGCCCCCAGUUAAAUGUGUUUACUGGAGGCUGCUGCAUCUUCAUCGUGUGGAGUGGAGCAAGAGGAGGCAGGGGUGUGUGUGUGUCAGUGUGUGUGUGUGUGUGUGUGUGUGACUGCACAUGUGGGGGAUGUGUUAAAAAGGCGGAGGGACAGAAUGAGCACAACAAUAGGAAGGCUUCAACUAGCAUUUACAAGCAAACAACUACCAGGCAAACAGUGACUUCAGUCUAUAUCACUAAAAUAUAAGCCUACUUCUUCACAUUAUAGGAUAAGAUAUGCAGAAUGUGAUAAAGUGCAAAAGAGUUCAAACCAUUUACCUCCUAGUAACAGAAUAAAAUUAUUCUACCUCAAGUUUAAGUCUUGGAUUAAAUUAAGUAAAUUGCCCCUGUAAGUUCUGUUUGGAUUUUUAAAAUAAUACUAUUGUUGUAUAGAUCCCAUUAAACAGACUGGUAAACAUAAAAGGUUAAACAGGUAUAUUCAAUUAUUCAAAAAGUUCAAUAAAUGCCUGUGAAAGAAAUAUUGUUGUCUGAGUACUCAUGUUUUUAUAAUAAUCGUGAUCUCAGCAUCACUCAAAAUAAUCAUGAUCAUGAUUUUUGCCAUAAUCUAGCAGCCCUAAGUUGCUGCUUACCAAUGCCCCUCACCAGUCUGUCUCAAAGGUCUCAUAUUGGGAAGAAAAUCUGAUUUCAAAGCCUCAGUUUCUUUCUUUCUUUCCAGCUUGUCUUACUCUUUUCUACAUCUCUGCUGAGCUGUGGUGGUGCUGUGGUGAGGCUGUGUCUAUCUCCGGGGUCCAGUGGAGCAGUACUUGUGUCUGUCUCUGUCUAAUUAGCAUACUGCAGGAAAUGGUUUAAUAAGAGGCUGGACAUAUACAUUAAAAAAUGUAUAAAAUAAAAAAAGUGUUAGUUUACUCCCGACUUAAAACCCAGUAAUGAGUACCACUGUUGUCAGAGUGGAGACAUUAUCAACAGCUAGUUUAUUUUUCCUCUUCUCUUCAUCACUAUCCUCCUCCUUGUGUUGGCAUCGUCAUGCUGUCGACUUUGAGUCUGUGAUGAUCAUCAGUGUUGGCCCACUGACACCAGACUGACCUCUCGGAGCGAUGAGACGCCUGACCCAGGUCACUUGUUGAUGGUUGAAAAAGGAGGAAUUGGCAUCAGAAAAGGCUCCCUCUCUGUUUCUUCUCUGUUCGCCUCCAUCUGUCAGACUUUCUCUCUUUCUGUUUUUAUGUCUCUCACUUUCUGUCUUAUUGUGUCUCUGUCUCUGUGCUUGCUGAUGCAGGGCGGGCUGGGUCAGUGUGAUUCAGGGCUGUAAGCUGGAGGAGGAUUGGAUCUAUUUAUAGACUUGUCUGCUCUGGGCCAUGCUGACCCAAGUCACUGUCUGCUUGUCUGUUUUUGUCAGUCUGUCAGUCAUUUAUCUGACAUCAGUUGGUCAUCCCUCUACCCUACCUUUCCAUCAGAUACACUAACUCACAUCUUGUUUUGUAAAAUAUUCAUCUGUACUAAAAUACAAAAACAAGUAUCGACACGUAUUUGUAAGUACAUAAUUAGGCCUAAGGGAAGUGGUGUAAACUGUGACAAUAUGAAAGGAGCAGAAAUGUGAUAUAAGGCCUCUAACUAGAGUAACUAGUAGAGUUAAUUAUGUUGAUUGUAUAAAUAUAAGGCACUUCUCUUUCACAAUCUCCUUAUGUUACAAAACAAAUGGAACCAAACUACUGCUGCUGUGGCCACUGAUAUUACUCAGGUUAUAUAUUUUGGAGCCAAGACAUGCAUGCCUCUCCAGCUGUUCAUAACACACAUGUAAUUUACAGAUGAAAUGACAAAGAUAACAGCAGAAAAUAUUCUUGUGUAGGUUUAAUGCAGAUGCUCACAGUUACGAAGAGUUCAGUGACUACUGUGUUGAUGUACAUUACGUUUUUGUUUUUGCACACUGUUCCUCCUCUACUCUACUUAGUAGUAAAGGUUGGUGAUGGUUUGUUGUAUCUCGUCUAUCCGGGAUGUGUAAAUGCAGAAGGAGGCUUCGUGACACUGGCUUGCUUGUAUAAUAGGAAUUUAUUACAAAGACAACACCAGUAUCAAAACAGCACUGCAGUUGCUGGGAGAGGACCGCCAAUGAUGUCCAGUUCGUGAUCCUGUUAUAUAGAGUUAGAGUUUUAGGUCCUUCUACAUCAUCUCUUUAUCUCCAAGUUAUCUUUCUUUACCAUCUGACUUACACCUAGCUUUGAAGUGUGACCUGUGACUAGCAAAACGCCCAACAGCUAGAUUGUCUGGACCAGGUACCAUAAAAGAGACACAAUUCACAAAUUCCACACUCUGGUUAUCUCAGGCUAUCCCAGGGAAACAUCCCAAGGCAGUGCAUGUUGGUACUGCACUCCAGAUACCACAGGUUGUUUGUCAGUCAUGACCUCAAUUUCUCUCUUUUUGCAUCAAAUAACUCAUCAAAACUGAACUUCACAGAAAAAUGAACACUUGCACAAAGUCACCAUAAGCAGAACAAUGUAUAAGACAUGUAUUUUAACUUUGUAGUGUCUAGGCUUUGUGACCUUUUCUGCUGCCAGUCGCCAAGUCACCAGCGCUGGCUGUUCUGGCUUCACCAUCAAGAAGCAGUUGUGCCAUCCAUCUUUUAUUGUCCUAUGCAGUCUUAUACAGAAAACUGAUGUAGUUUGGUUUUUUUAAUGAAUGCCUUUAACUUGUUUUGAUCCUCAGUCUAGCUGCAAACCUUUGUUGGUUGUCUCCUCUAAAAUUUGAGGAUUUUCUUCUUUCCUCUGUCUGAUUAAAAAUCAAAGGUCAGAUCAAUUUGGUAAAUACCAUGCCAGCUCAGGACAGAAGUGAUCUUAUGACACAACAUACUGCUGGGAAAUUAAAUUCUGUUUUAAAUGGGAAAAAAAAAUAAUGAUCAUGAGGCUCUGGGUGGAGGUCACACCCAGUUUCGGUUUGUACAUUUGUUUCCAAGAAGGAGCCAUGAAAUCAGAGAAUCCCAAAAUGAUCUGUGUUUAUUAAUUGUGUUGUUUUGCUUGUUUGUGUGUGGUGUGUGUGUGUGCAUGAGUGUGUGUAUGUGUGCGCGUUGGUGGUUGUAUGGUGAGAAAUAAAGGUUGGGCUUUUAGCUUUUAGUUGUGCUCACAGCUCUGUUAUCAUUGACUUGACGGUAACCUCGCUGAAGGCGUCAAAUGGAAUCAGUGCAUUAUCUAAUGGCUUUGUCCAAAUGAAAAUGAUGUACGCAACAGCACUUAAACACACACAUACACUCACACACUUCAGCCACUUAAGUGCACACAGAUGCUCUCGAAUACAAUACACUGCUUGAGGUUUAAGAGCAUGUCAAAAAAACAAAAACAAACAAACAAAAAAAAAAGAAACUGAGUCAUUUCUUUUAAAUAAAAGUCUGCACAAAGCUUGGCUGCAGCCUGAGUACUGCUCACAUCCAGCACUCUUCAAUCCUUUGUCCUCUGUAUCGGCUGCAUCAGUCAACCAUACACGCACAUACACUCUCCCACAGAUAAAAUACACAGGCCUGGAGAUUAGGUGUUUGACAUUUCACUGUGUUAAGCUAUUUAGCAGCACAGCAGGCUACAGAUGUCCAUCUUUUUUCAAUGCAUUAGUGAAUGACACCUCAUUUCCACAUACUUGAUGUGUAUUUGUAUGUGUAAUGUAUCAGAUGUUGAAACUGAAAAAUGUUGUUUUCUGAAAAAUACAUGCUUAUUUUAAUUUCAGUGCAAGCAAUAUUUUUUAUGUAGAGUUGGGACAGGGACAGCAAAACACUGGAAUAAUUUAGAACGCUAAACCACAACACCGGGAGACACAGCUCAUUUAUAUUAUCUUAGUAAUAGUGUUCCCAUGUUAUUUUAAGUGUGUGAUUUCCUAACAUGCUGCUGAUGCAAAGAGCUGCUAAACUGCCUUUUAUUGUUAAACAAUAUGUCAAAAUUUCCUUCAAAUAACAACAAUAAAGCCAUUUAAUUUCAAUAUUUGGUGGUUGUCUUGAGACAGGUUUCUAUUAGAUAUAGUUUAAAUUACUUUAAAAUUAUCUGAAUCUGUUUUAUGAACAUUUUACAGUGUCUCAACUUUUUUUGAGUUGGAGUUAUACUUGUGAUGUACUAAAUUCUUCAUACCCUGUAGAUUUGUACGAGGAAACACUUUGCUCGGGGCUUUUUUCCUAUUUAACAACAAAUUCUAAAUUUCCAGGUCACUUUUUCUAAGCACAGGCUUUUCCCUUGUUUUUUCUUGAAGCACUUUUUUCCAUGGUUAUAUUGGACAGGGUUAGCAGCAUUAAUUCCACAUGAAAUUUUGCCCGUUGGAAAUAGACAUAGAAGCGGCACAUGCAUGAGUGCUUACAUAAGCUCUUUUGAAGCUUUUAGGGGUAUCCUGGUUGUGUCUAAUCACCUUCUCAUCAUGUUAACAUCCUGUCAUGCUUGGAGAGCAGGUUGACAGGUUAGCUUCAGUUAGCACAUUGUAACAUGGCAUAGGGGCUUUUUUGUGGACUCUGCUCAGUUUCUGACAGACCUUGAAGAGCGGAGCGGAGUGACACACUGACUAUUUUAAGAGGUGUGAGUGUCAGUUACAAUCUGACACAGUUGAUCAAACAAAGGUUUUUCGAAUGCUUGUAAAACACAUGAUAUCUUUUAUAUUUUCUGCAAAGUUAAAGGAGAUACAGUUGAUCUGUCAUGAGAAGAGAUAAGAUGCAUGCUGCACCUUAGAGUAAAAGUAGAAACUGCGUGCGUGUUAACGGCUACAUAAAUGUGAAAUUCUGCAACAAAUUCUGCAGAUGGUGCAAAGCAAAAUAGCCACGACUCAACACUUAGUCAUCAAACAAAAAAGGGUUGUAGAAAAGGUGGUUUAGCCGUUUUACAGCCUGUCCUCCCCGUGUUUGGUUUGUUGAAAUGUAUUAAGUAUUGUCUGUCUCUGUCCCUGUAGGCAGACGUUGAUUGAUGUACAUGGGGUGGAUCAUUUUUCAAACAGUGUAUGUGGUCUGGAAGUGGCCAAUCCAUCCAUCCAUCCAUCCAUAUCCAUCCAGGGCCUUGACCUGUUCAAGGCAUCAAGAUGAGAUGAUAAUAAUUAUAAACGGACGCCGUCCAUGAAGCCACUCCAAGAACAGCACCCUCUGUUGACGGGCUGCAGUAUAGGUCAUAAAUCCCACCUCCUCCAGCAAAGCUUGUGGAGCUGUGGACAAACUUUAGAAAUUUAUUACACAUCACCCCCUGUACACUGGCAGAAGGCGGAACCAAGUUGUCCAUAGUAUAUACAAUCUAUAGGGAAGGCUGGAUGGAUAAAUGAAUAUGACGAUGUGCCAUACUAUCUAUCAGUCGUCACUGAGUUUAAUUGGGUCAAGUGAUUUUGUUUGUUUUUAUUGUCCUCUUUUUGUUUUAUUUUUUUUAACCAGACAUGAUAUCAUUGUUUCUACGAUGAAGUCAUAGCAAGGGUCCAGUAUUGGUCUCAAAUGCUGAAGAAACAGAAAGUACAGCAUUGACUGUUUUUGAAUGUGCUUAAAGCUGCAGGUUUGUACUUUCGAUUCAAAAGACAAUGAUCACAUCACUUUUUCACAUCCCUAGACUCAGACAACAGCUGAUUGUGGGAGCUAGUUUUCCUCUGAAGGCUACGAAGGCAUCAAAAGGCAGAUUACGAUAUAAUAUCAAAGUUAUUAAAACCAACAUGUGAUUGCAAGAUUGCUUCUAACUUUUACAAAGCUGUGAAUAACAUUUGGUGGGGUUUCACUGAAGAGCUGCACACUCAAGACAUGGGGGUGUUUAUUAAUCUCACCUUCGCCUUCAUUUCUAAUUAUUCUCUAUGUAAUCCUUGUGCCCUCUUCCCCUUACCUUUACAUUUGACACACCGCAGCAAAUAUGCCUUGUAACCUCUCUUUUCUACACAUUUUGACCUUCUGAGUGAAUUUAUUCCCCCAUCUUUCUAUUGAAAGUCCUCUGUCAGUUCCUAAUUGUCUGAGCCUGCAGCUGCCAAGACUGUCUGCUUUCACAAGGAUAAUAAAGCAGUCAUCUUAGGCCAGUAUAGAAAAAUAGUCCUAUUUUAGCUUGCAGAGCCAACUUCUAAGAAUACAGGCAGCCGAAAUAGCCUGUUAUGGCUGUGAGAGGAAAGUUGAGGAAUGUCUGCUGAAUGCUUUGAUUUUUCAUCCUCUGAACACACUGGUCAGAUUAAAUCUUACAGUAUGUGUACUUGUGUGUGUGUCCAUGUUGGUGUCUGAGGUCUCACACAGAGCAUGGGUACGGGACACGAUAGACCUGGCCUCAUCUUGUAAACGCAGACCUGCAGGAGAAAAGUAACAGCUGAUUGGCUCUGUCCUGUGGGUCGGAGGCUUUGGGGGUCAUUGUUUCAAUUCCUCCCUUCAUGGUUGUCUUCAGGAUUGUUUUAGCCGUGAAGGCAUUGGCUUCUAAAGGACAUAAAUUCCCUGCAAAUCAAGAAGUGACUUGGUCCUCUGUCCAACUUGAUUUUUGAUUAAAUAUUGAGACUUGUUGAAUACAUUGCUGGCUUUCAACAGUGAUUGUGCCUUAAAAAGAUGUUAGAAAAUAUCUGAAACAUGUUUCUGUUGGUGUUUGCAUUCACAGAUAACUUAUUGCUGUAUCUGAGAUGCAGAAGUUGGAAUUUAGUGUCUCAAAUACUCGUGUACACAUGACCACAAAUAUCAUAUCAACAAGGUAGUCUUUGAAUUGAUUUUCCUCUGCCUCUAAAGGCCCCUCGGUGUUUGUUCUGAGGGAAGGAAGUAUUUCCUAUCCACUUUUCCUGUGAGUGUUUUUCCAGCAGGCAGGAAAGCUUUCUCUAACCUCACUAUUACCUCCACCCUGUUAGCUCCAGGGCUCAUCCAUUACAUUUAACUGUAUUAGUUUCCUCUUUAGUGUACAGUGUCUUGUAUUGACUACUACUGCUGCAACAAGAGUUUACUCACUGUUUUUUGUUUGAGCAUAAGUCAACUGUACAUCAUCAUCCAUAGUAAUUCAUAGACUUCCUUUUCUUAACACUCUUCUCAUCAUAGAUGCCUCCAUGAAUUUUUUUAGGACAAAGGUAUCCUUUUGGAACCUCGAAGACAACUUUUUCAACCGUUGCCUGUCCAAAAAUAUUGUUUAAAGUCCCACUCUGAUUGUUUUUUUUUUUUUUUUACUACUUAAUGUAUUCUCAGUGGUCUUUAAAUAGUGAUUACAAAUUUUUUAGCCAAAAUUGCGUUACCUGUGUUAUUUUCUAGGGCCUUUCUUCUGCAGAGCUCCAGUAGCUCAUAAGCAAUUCGCCUCUGAGUCGUGGGUGGAGACAGCUCUUGUUCUGCGAUCGUCCUCUGUAUUUCUCCUUUAUAUGCAGAGUGUGGCCUUCAUAGCGGGGCUCUGGGGGCGGAGCUUGGAUUGGUUACGUAUGAAAUCCCACUGUUUUUGAACCUGCUGUUUGGGUCUGCCAAAGAUUCACAGCGAUUUGAAUGAAGAAAUACUCAGAAAAACAAUUCCGCAUUUAGUUUUCUCAUGAUACGUCCUGUAGCAUCAGAAAAAUUAACAAAUAAAAAUGCAUUAGCAAACAGGUGAUUUCUAAAACAAUGAUACAUGCAGCAUUCUUUAUUACCGAGUGCCUCAAGUGAAUAUGAUCUGUUUUGUAUUCACCUGCGUUUGUCAGUAGCAAUAAAUACACAGACAGCAGUUGAAGACAUGACCAUUAUAAUGAGCGGAAACAUAUUAACUUGCUGGUUGUCUUUGUCUUUCUAAUACUGAAUAAAUCAGUUUGGAUAAUGAAUAAAACAAGCUGCUUGUAACAACUUCGCCACUAUUUUCUGAAAAAAAUAAAAUAAAAACAAGCAUUUAAUCCAUUGAAGGGACGAAUAAUCAGAUUACUGUAUGCUUAGAAUUAUCGCUUGUUGCUGCACUAGUGGUUAUUUGGAUACCAUGACACUGCCAGAGACAGCGAUGAGACAGAGGAUUAAGGAAGUCCAGUGCCCUUCACUCGCUGUCACGUCCACACACACAUACACACCAACAAAACAAACACACAGAGGCGUUACUCUUUCACGUAAGCAGCCCAUCUGUCCCAUGAGACCAGCAGCUGGUUGGUGGCAGGAAAAUCCAGUCUGAACUUGACCCCUGACACCCUGUAACAGGAGAGGUCAGCAGCUGUGUCUGUCUGCUGUGUCUGUGCUACACCCGAUCUUCUGGACCUCAACAUGCAGCUGUGCUCUCCCUCACACACACACAGAUUCACACAUGCACAUAAAUACACACAGAAAUCCUCUCUUGCCAUCAGAAUCAUUAUCUGAACACUGAUUAUAUCAAGGCCAAACCCACAAGACUAAUUUUACUAAGUGCAGAAAGCCUGUGUUUCAUGUGCGGAGUUGUUUGUGUGUGUGUGUUUUAGUGUGUGUACAGUACAAGGCUGCCUGUAUAGGAUUAUGUAAAUUGGAAGUUAUAGUUUCAGGCCCAGCAUCUAGGUUUGCAGUGUGCAGUGAUGCCCUCCUUCAGUUUAAGCUGCUUUAAUGUGAGUCACAAAAUGUAUAAUGUUGUGAGUGGAGUAAGAGACGAAAGAAAUGGUCAAGUGGAUAACAGAGUGUGCCUGUCUGUUUGCAUGUUACGGUGCCACAGCUUAAAGAAAUAUGAUAUGAACUCAUCUGGUGGCGAGAGCAGGAGUGCCAGAAAUUAGUGUUGUGUCGUUAGUGGAUAAUUCGUUCAAAAGGACGAACCUUUUAAGUGAAUGUACUGAACCAAAUCACUCCCUCAAGUGAUUUGUUCGUUCCUCAGUUCAGUUGAGCUGCCAUAGCAUGCAGCAUUGUCGGGCGAGCGAGAACCGCAUGCACCAAUGCCUGAAUCACUAGGUGAACGAAUCCCCCAGUGAACUACACUCUCAGGAAUCAUUAUCGUCUGAUGGAUACACUUUCAUAGCGACCGUUGUUCACCAUUGUUCUAACAGAUUUAGUUCCCAAUUGAAAAAACUAAAAACAUCAGGCUGGCAGUAAUGUGAAGAGAGUAAGACUCACCAGCUGUAGCAAGCUCUCGGCUGGAGCGACAGAAGGAGAAAGGGACGUGUUGUGUUAAAGUGUACCUUGGCGAAAACUACAUUGUUGCAGGCUCCUCCCACCAAGCCCUGAAUGAUUCGGUGAUUCAGUGAAGGAAUCUCUUGAAAGAAUCUUUUUAGUGAACUGAGUCUUGUGAUUCAGUACGUCUAAAAGAACUGCCGUGCCCAUCACUACCAGAAAUCGUUACCAGAGGAGAUAUCAUGUUUUAUAGCUGCAAAAGUUUGUGCUUUUGAAAACUAAACAAAUGAUCAAUAAUUUAUUUAUGCUGCAUCUGUUAAAGAAGCUGUUUUCCAGUGUUAAAGUGUGAUUAACCAACAUGAACCGCAGGUUUUAGUUUAGUGAGCGUCACACAGCUUAUGAUGUUGUGUGUUUUUAAACUGACUCCACAGUUUUGUGUCUGCUUGCUUUGUGGUUUUUUGAAAAGUGCAGUUUUCCUGGUUUUUAUAUGUACGUUGAAUAAAAGCAAACUACCUCCACUGCUUCCCCUCUUGGUACCAACAUUAUGUCUUUACUGAUCUCUCUCUUUUUGCUCUUUUCUCUCCUCAGAUCACCAGAAACUCGAGCGGGAGGCGAGAAUUUGUCGUCUGCUCAAACAUCCAAACAUAGGUGAGUCAUAUUUUACAGCCAUCAGAGCAGAGAAUCAGUCGAACAGCUUUAUCAUUUUAGAGCAUAGAGGGAAAGGAAGAAUUAAAAAGUUUUAUGCUCCAGUGAUGAGCUGGUUAUAUGAAAUAGACUAAAAUGAAUAAUGUCGCCUCUUCAUCAGCCAAAAAUGCAAAAGGGACAAAGAAGAUUCAUUAUUCCUUGACAGUUAUUUCCAAUGUUGUGAUACUCUCACAGGAUAGGUGUCAGGUAAGGAGAUUGUCAGUACACUUCAUAAGCAGCCUGUGUUGACAUUUUUCAAGGCAAGUACACACAUUAAGUGAUAAAUGUGAUUGCUGAAAGGCUGCAGUAGUAGGAGAGUUUAAGUCAGAACCUGUUUAUGCAUGUAGAGGAUUGGAUCAGCAAAGGCAAACAAAGGUACGGUCUUGACUACAAGGGUUUCCAAAUUUGACACACAACACACAUUUCAGGAGCUUCAAGUCAACACUUCUGUCUUGACGAUCACAUAAACACAAACUCAAUGUUCAGUCACAGUCACCAUUUUUCUUUGUGGAUUGCUUUUUGCACAUGCAACUAUCACAAAAGUGCAGAUCAGGGUUUUCGUUCUGCUGAGUAUUUCUCUCCUUUCUUUUCCUGUUAUGAACUCUGUCAAAACAGUUUGAUGAGAUAAGCCUUCCUUUUGCACCAACUCAUCUCACAUAUGCUGUCUCAUGUUCAGUGACGUGCAGUGAGGUUCAUGGCUGGUGAGGCACUGACUUUAUCACAAUCAGCUUUUUAAAUAUGUGAACCCGAUAGAGUAGCUCAUUAACCACUCGAUUGGCAGCAGUUAACGGGUUAAGUUUAAAAUCUCAUAUCAGCUUUCUUCUCACAUACAAACUAGCACACAAAAAAGCACAUUUAAUAUAUAAAAAGAUGUUACAAUGGUCUUAACUUUACUUAUGAAUAGCCUUCCUUUAAUUAUUACCUCCUGCUUCGAUUGAAAGUCCACUUAAGAAAACUGUUUGAUUUUAGAUACGUAAUCCUCUAUUUUAAAAGUAAGGCCAGAGGAGAGGAAAAAAUAAACGGCUGCAUGUGACUUGCUAACUGUAGAUUGUAGUUUGCCGUGUUACUUACUCUGCAGUAAAAAAGUCGCAAGAAGAAUCACUGGGAUCAAGGGUGCCCCCUACCAUGAGGCAGGAGAAUUGCGUGCCUCACUUAGUAACUUUAUUGUAGUCGUUUAAUGAUUGCUCAGCAGAAGAAACACGUCACAUACAUACGAUUAUUGACAAAAAAAAACACUGUAAGUUGUAUACAUCAGUUAACCGUGGAGAUUUAGUUCACAUAGCAAAAGUGUUUGAACGUUUUUAUGGUCUCACUGCAUAGCAUGCCAGUACAGCCGAGUCAUUGUGCAAUCCAUGGUGAGGCUCAUCUGGCCGCUGCCUCACCGCACGUCGCUUCUUAGUAUUUGAUCAGUAAAUGUAAAAACUCAGCGAUUUUGAAUAAAAAAUGAUCUAAAACUGGUGAAGUUAAAUGAAAAAUACCUUUUAAAGUGCAAAUCACUAGAUAAAUGUCAUUUAAUAAAUAUUUUUGUUUUACAUUUUUUUCUUUCCAUGAUGACAAGUGAGGCAUGGCCUCUCCUGCCUCUCCUGACUGCACGUCACUGGUCAUGUUUUCAUUUAUGAACUUACUCAAAUGGAUCUAAGAAGUUAGAUAUUAGAUGCAUAAACUGCGUUGCAUGUUGUGAACAGCUGUAUUUUCAUUUUGUAAGAAAGGAGCAAGCAAAUCACAAACCUUCUGACAUUUAUUCUUCUAUAUUAAAUUAAUCAUUGCAUUACAGCUGCACCAGCUUUGACAGCUUUUUAUUAUUUUAAUUUAUUAUUUUGUUAAUGCGCUCUCUUCUUUAAUAAGGACCCUCUAUAAUAGCUGCCAUUUCCUGAUGGGACUUAUAGAGGUUUUCCUUUAAAAUAAAUAAAUAAAUAAAAAUUAGUCAUUAAAAUGAUUGCCAAAUAGCACAAUAUUUGAGAAGUGAUAAAUGUAUCCAUCAAUUGUUUGGGCUUCAGUGACAACCACAGUAUGAGGGGUGGAUUGUUCAUCAACAUGGAGGCUUUGACACACAGCUGGCAAAGAUAGCUACGGCCUGAUUGCCAAAAUUUGCAUCAUAAUUUCAUUCCUCCCUCUCUGAGUCAUAACUCAGUAUAUUUAAACACACCAACAACACACACAAUUUUGGUUUCAGCGUGACUUACGCUUUUCAAGGAAACAGUUAUGUCUGAUGUGGACACCUGAGUGUAAAUCUGUGAAGAACUUUCUUCAAAAUCAUCAAAUUUUCUCCAGAACCAAAAUCUAACCACAGUAAAUUUCAGCACAUGCAUGGGUGUAUUUCAUGGGUGCAUUUUUUUAUUCUGGAUACAUAAAAUGCUGCUUUUUGACCAAAGUUUAGACAAUUGAAAACAUUGCCUUUAUGUUAUCUGAUGAACAGACUUACACCGUCUGAAUUUGAAGCCCCUACCCCCUUGAAUCACACAAGUAAAAGUGUGUGAACGUGUGUGUAUGUGUGCCUGUUUUGUGUGUCUGCACACCCACACAAAAGGCAGUGGCCUCUUGAGAAAGGAAGGAAAUGGUUAAGUAUCUCUGUGGCACAACAGCCUGGUGCCUUAUCAUGCAGUAUGCUGCCCAGCGCUGCCUACACACCCACUCUCUCACAUACACUUAUGUUCCUGUGUGUUACGCUGUUAUCGUACACACAGGAAUGUAAGAUAACAGCAUCAUAGGAAAAAUUUCAUUGGUCUCUGUGUCUUUUCAUCCCACAUGACUUCUGCUGAUUCAUUGUCCUAAUUUUUCCUCUUAUUUUCCUCCCUCAGCUCCUCUUUUUUUAUUCAUUCUUAUGGGAAGAGCUGAUCAUGUUUCCUUGUCUCUAAAUGUAAAUCAUCUAAAGAAGGAAGAGAAUGAUAUGCAGCCUUUCCAGGUUUAAGUCCAACACUCAGGCACCUUCACCCACCUUGACACAGGCAGGUUUUAAUCUGCUUUCCAGCUCUCAGUUUAGUGUAUUUCAAAACAAGAGCUGUUGGCCACAGUUGUCCUUUUGUUGGCAAAGCCUCUGUUUCCUUAACAGAGAAAAACUGAAAGGAAAUGAUCAGUAUCAAAUUAAUUAUGAGCUGUUAAAAUAUGGCACCCAUUCUGUCAACUUUACCACCCAGGAGCUGUUUUACUAGUUGCCAGAAAGGCAGGUGGCAGUCAGGCUUUACAAACCUAUUGUGGAUCAGAUAGACAGGGAAAAGCUCUGCUGAUGAAAACCUUGUUUUUAGAGGAUAAAUCACUUAAAUGUGAGUGUGUGUGUGUGAGUGUUACUGAAUUGCAAUAUAUCACUCCCUACAGAUUUAUAUUCACAAAAUGACAAAAUACAGAUACAUACAACAGCAACAUUUUUUUUGUUGUAUAAUUAUUUUGCCAUUUUUGCUUUUAUCAUUCAACGAGAAAGGUUAAGGGAGAAAGUAAUUGUGGGGGAGGAGGCAGAUAGUAAACAGCAAAGGGCCAAGGCUGUAAUUGAAUCCUGGCAGCAAGGAUAAGUACAUUGACUUAAUGUUCUCUGCUGUACGUGAUGAGCUGCCAUGAUGCUCCUAUCCAAUAACCCAUUUUCAGCAUGUAUACCUAUUGACAGGGACAUGCUGAGAAAGAUAGUUAGUGGUUAGAAUCCUAAAUCCAUUAUAUGCCAGACAAUAAGAAGAUAAUUAGGGUAAUGUAUACGGGGUACAGAGUAACCCCAGACUGCUCCCUUGGCUUGUUCUGUCCACUUUCAUUUUCCAGAUCCGAUCAAGCUCAGAUGGGUUUGGAAAUUUGCCAUUCCCAAUCAACAACAAGGAAAUGUGUCACUUUUGGAGGGUUUACAAAGUUUGCUUUAGGAUUAUAAAACUGGCCUAUUAGAAGAAAGCAGGAUUUUAGCUUUUAGCUUUUUCACCAAAGCCUGUCUUUUUUUCUGUCUUCUCUAGUGCGGCUCCAUGACAGCAUCUCAGAGGAAGGCUUCCAUUACCUUGUCUUUGACCUGUAAGUGAGUCACAUUAAUCUACACAAACACUAACACAUACAGGUCAAGAGUUCAGCCAGGACCAUCGCUCCAGGAAAAAUUGCUUCACACAAGUACCAAGUGACCAUGACUCAUUUUUUCACAGCGGUACUGGUUAUCAGAUUGCAACCGAGCUGCCAUAACAAAGAGGGUCAUCCUGUUCCUAAAUUAAGCUUCAUGCUAUUACUAAUACAAAAAGAGGAUGGUUGCUGCAACUCCACUUGUUUUGUUUGUUGCAUGUUAUCCUUAUGUAUUCUACUUAAUUUGCCUGUAGAUAGUUUUAGAUGUUUUCCUUUCCAGUAUCAUUUCCAAUAUAUUUAGACUUGGUAUUUGCCAUCAGUGAGUUUCCUUUCAAUAUGAGUGCAUUAAUAAAUAUUAUAAGCUAUAAAACAAAUAUACAUUAUCAUGGUGAAAAUCACUAAUAACUAACAUUUUGCCAUUUUUGACUAACAGUAAUCUUUGUUUUGCACCUCUUUUUUUUCCUUCUUAAUGUCACAUGAGAACUUGCCUGAAACAUGUUGAAUAACCAAUAGGAGAUUACUCAACUUGUUACAGAAAAUUCAACUGUAUAAAAAUCUAUUAGGGUCUCAGUCUCUUUUCUAGAUAAGCCAUUGAAAGAUAUUGUCACAAUGUUGUCUGUAUUUUGUAUUCUUUCCAUCUGUUUCCAUUUAUCGGAGUUAACUAAAAGUCUGUUAUUUGUCUUUGUCUAUCUGCAGUGUCACUGGAGGAGAGCUGUUUGAGGACAUUGUUGCAAGAGAGUAUUACAGUGAGGCAGAUGCCAGGUACCGUAUAUAAUUAUGUUAACAUGUAAACAUUUCGUGCAAUGCAUUUUAUGUCACCUUUAAUUUAAAAAAGACAUCUUUAAAGACUGCUAUAAUAAACUUUCAGGCUGCUGAACGAGUGAAGACGUUAAAAAAGCACAAAAUAUGUAUCUUUGUUAUUGUACUUUGUACGUUAAGAGAAGCUGAACUUGUGGUAUCUGCCAGUCCUCUGAGGUUGUUUUUAGUGUACGUUUUAUUUUUAAACACAUCACUUGGGGCUUUUGAAUUUAUUGUCAUUAAUAAAUAAUGACAAAGCUGUUAAAAGUUUUUAAACCCUCUUUCUCUCUUUUGUCAGAAGUAGCGGCUCAUUUUUUUGCACUGCAGCACAACUUUUCUGGUCUGUGCAGACUAAAGCAGAUUUUAUGGAGAUGUCAAGGUUAAAAAAAACACGAUACGGAGAUAUGAACCAGCUCUGCAUGAUCAAAUAAAACAUUAUUUGUAAAGUGAUUAUAUUUUACAAUAAAAUUACCCGGCAGCAAAUUCAUGAUGAACCAUAACAUCACAAAGUCUGUCUGAGCAAAUAAGACAUGAAGUACUAUAAUUUAUGCCUGAUAUCAUGAGUCUGAGAAAACAGUGUCUUCUAUGCCAUGCGCAGCCAGUCUCUGUUAUGAAUAGGUUUUAUGAAAAUUUAAAAGCAAAAGCCAUAAAAUGUGCCCAAAUUUUAAUAUGUUGAUUGAGAUUUUUUUUCAUGCUCACUUACUCCUAUACAGGAAAUGCACACCACAGACUCUAUUUUAAAUUUCCACCAAAAAAAAAGAGGAAAAGCAUAAACAGUAGUAAGAGACAUUUGACAGACUUAGAGAAGUAGGCAGCAAAGAGGUAGACUGAUGGGUGUUAGAUGAGCUGCAAUAACAGACAGUGUGAAGCACAGAGGGAGCCUAAUUUGGACACAACAUGGGGAGAUUUUCGCUCAGGCAGAGGACACCACACUCUCCAAAUCUGUUACUGACCCUGAUUUCACUUUUACUUAUGUCAACCUCAAUUUUUUUUUUUUUUUUUUAAAGAAACUGUAGUUAUUUUGUGUGUGCACCAGACCAGCAGAAUUGCUGAUUUGUAACCGAGGACAAGCUUACAUAAGAUACCCUCAACAACACACUCACCCUGCCUGCUCCACUUCCUUCCCCACAUUCAUUCAUACAAAAAUGCUCCCGAAUUCUCUCCCUCAUACACCGCAUGUCCUGUGAAAUAAUAUGAAAAGAGCAAAAAUCAUUUGUGUCCCUAAAAUUUCACAAAUGAUUGUUGCUCCUGCAUGCUCAAACAGGGAUCAUAUAUGAGCCAGCUGCUUGAUGGUGGGGAAAUUAGCUGGAAAGAAAUGCUAUCAUGGUUGUGAGAACGAUAUUAUUGCUGUUGAUCAAAUUUGCAGGUAUUUAUGGUCUAACCCUUUAUUCCUUGGAGCCAGACUCGUAUCAAGUUUAAAACUUCUUGAAACAGAAAUUUUCUGUGUUUUUUAUUCUUUUUAUCUUUUCAUGACUGAUAAAGCUGACAGUAAGAGAGUGAAUUACUUAACUUCGUUGUUAAGUGAGGAGCAAUAAUUCAGAUUAGAAUACCUUUUGUUUUUUUUUCCUCUGCUGCUCCAGUGAGAUUUAAUGUCAUCCUUGGCUUGGACUGACAGAUCUGUCUCUCCCCUCUUUCCAAUCUCUCUCUGUCUCGUCCAGCCACUGCAUCAAUCAGAUCCUGGAGAGCGUCAGUCACAUCCACCAGCAUGACAUUGUGCACAGGGACCUCAAGGUAAGUAAUCAUGCACCUGUUGUAAAUUUAAGGGGGGGAUGGGGCCUGCACUGUCUAGUGGUACAAAACUUUUAAAGGCUACUCAAUAAAGCACCAAAUUAUCAGUGAAGACAAAAGAAACAUGUUGCAACCAAUUUAAGAGAUGAACACCAUCCUUCCCUCUUUUCACCUGCUUUCCCCCCUCUUCAAUUCUCUGUAUUUACUGGCCUCUGUCUCUAUACCCCUUCCUUUUUCUUUUUCCUCCAUGUCCUUCUUCCUUUCCUUUACUUUUACCCUUGUCCUGCACUACUGUGGAGUGACGAAAGCAAACCAGCUGCUAUAAAUAGCAGGUUGGUGGGUGAGAUGACGCCCAGUGACGAAUCUCCUGCAGUAAGACUGUUCACCCGGAGCAGAUUCAAGCAGCACUCUGACCUCCCCAGCAGUCUAAUAUGUGACACCUAUUAUCGUGUCAAAUAUUAGACACCCAUUAGACUCUUUUUUUUUUUUUAGACACCCAAAGAGUAACUAUGUAUAACAUGCAGCUCAAAAAGAAACUGCUUGUUUAUUUCAGACUGGCAUCCGUGAAAAUCCUCACUUCAGCACUUUUAGCCUCAGCCUGUUUCGGCUGCUUUUCCGGUAAUACAAAGUUAAAUUCAGCUUGUGGGUGUUACUUUUCACACAGCUUUGAAGUCAUGAAACAAACUGAAACUAAUGCUUUUACAGAAGCUAGUCGUUAGAGCCAACACUAGCUCCUCAUAGCUAAAAUUCCAUUUGCUUUUGUAAUAAUGUUACUUACAGCUGAUGGUUCAAAGCCUGAUAGGUCUCUUAUAGAUCAGCAUUAUAGGUCACCUUAAACAGAGUGAUGACAGUCAAGGGACGUGAUGCAUCUGGAAAGUUAGACAACAUUUCCAACAGUGAGUUCACAGUUCAAAACUUUAAUAGUUUCUUCAACAAUCAUGUCCAUAAGUUUUGAUAGAACAAGAUUAAACCAUUACUCUACAGUAAGCAGACACACAUAAUUAUAGAGUAAACAAUCUGUUUUUGUGAGAGUGGUGUAAAUGGACUUGUGUUGCUUUUUAUUGAUUUUCUUUUAGCUUGCAUGCAGAUCUUGGUAUCAAAUGAACAGAGACAGGAGAGAGCUUUAGAGAGACAAAAUCUUGAUGGAUGAUGUGGGCAGAGGACAGAAAGGGCUUACAUUAGUUUUUAAUGUUCAACUCUGUUGUCCUCAGUCCAGCUUCAUCUGCUCUUAGACACUCACCCAGCCAGAAAGCAGUCACUCUCACUGAAUUAUACCUUCAAUUUAAGUAAGCGUUUUAAUAACACCAGGCUGAGUAAGGAUGAAGUGCGUCCUACAUGAUGGAAAAACUUAAAAGUGAGUGCUAGAUUUUAACAUUUAGCUCAGCUUAAACGUUAUAUUACAAGUUAUUUCAAUAAAUCACUCAGUUAUUAUGAUAUAUUACUCAGUUGAAACAUUAGUAACAUGCAUUAACAUGCAAAGAUUAUGGCUUAAUGUAAUUUAUAAAAGCUUUGCUGAAACAAGCUGAUAUAGAAAACAUGGAACAUAGAGGAGCAGUCAGCAAACCAAAGCAAAAAGGGCACUGACUAUUUGACACUGCAGGCGUCCUGUGAUACACAACGCUCUACAACAUUUGGUGCUUUUGUUUGUGUGUUUUUUUGUUUUUUUUUUUAAUUAUCAGCUAAAGUUGCUAAGACUUAGUUUCCUUCAAAAUAAAGAGGAUGUUUAGCAGAGUACACCCUCCAGCUUAUAAAAAGGAAUAUCUGAUAUAUUUGGACUUUUUUUCUGGGAACAUCCUGGGGAAAGAGCAGAAUUGGAGCCAUGAAAAUACUAAUAAUGCCAGCGAAGGGUGCAGUGAAGAGUUGUGACCUCACACAUAUAUUUUUUUGCCUCCCUGUGUUCUUGGGAGGGCCUCUUGCUGAAAGGAAAACAAGAAUUAGAGAGAAAUAGUUGAGUGCUCUUGGCUGGUGGCAGACUGGGUUGCCAUGGUAACUGUGGGGUGAGGUCACCCGGCUGCUGCAGCACCAGUGCAGGGACUCAUUAUGCCACCUCCCAUCUAUCUGUCUCUAUCUGUCUCACACUGAUUUUUCUUCUCUUGCCCUCACUCCAGCUUUUUUAUCCCUGUGCAGUCCCUCCUUUUAUUUUGAUGUCCAGUUGUUUAAGCCCGGCUCAAGAGAGACAGUGGAAGGAGAGAAGGGUAGAAAGGUGGAUGCAUACAGCUAACUUGAUGGUGAAAGAUAAGAAGAAGAAGAAGCAGGCUUUGAGUUGAGAGACAGUUGGUACAAGUGUCAGACUCUUUCACAGUGGUAGGUUUUAGGCAAUGAGAGAGCUAUGCACUGCAAGACUUUUACCCUAUAGACACAUACAAGCGCACAAAUACAUAAACAUAUUGAGUCCUCUAGUCAGUGUGUCCGAAAUGUAAAUGAGACAAAAGCAUUUACUGUUUUUUUCUCGAAAAUUCUUCUGAUCGAGGGCCUUUGUGUUUAUUAAGCCCUGUAUGUCUCUGAACAUAUUGUCUGUAAUCAAAAGUAGAUAAUCUGUUACAACCCAAAUAGCAACACCAAAUAAAAGUUAAUGGAGCAGAAAGCACUGUGUCUACUUUACCAAAACUCCUGUAUGCAAAAUUUACCAUUCCUUUAAUGCACUAUUUUACUUGUACAAAAUCUAAUUUGAAGUUUUUGACAAGUCUUGACAUUUCUGAACGGUUGUGUAAUCAGAGGCACAGUGUCCAAAUAUGACAGCUCAUUGAAAGGGUCUUUCCUUUGGGAGAGGCCUUUAAAGCCUGUUUAACCAAAUCAUGCCUCAUUACUGCAGAUGUCAUCAGAUCCUGCAGCUCAUCCGGUCAUUGACACAAAUAGAACUGUUCUUAAAGUAUGAUAUGUGAUGAUCUCUUUUGCCCUUAUUAAAGGCAGUUUCAUCAUACCUACCUCUUUUAUCAUAAGGGUCAGUUCAAAAACCUGUUUCUAUUGAUAUUUCUGUAAUCUUUGUAUUUGUCUUUUGUUUGUGUUUUGGGAAAUUUGAAAUUUAAGCAAGACAGAGGUUUUAUACCAACUUGUUACAGGCAUUUGUUUCUAUACAUGACAUUUUACAGUAAAAAUAAACCAAAAAAUAAAAACUCAAGUUGAAUCCCAAGAUCCAGCCUGAGUGAAAAUAAUUUUUUGUGUUAUUGUGUGUGUGUCUGUGUGUGUGUUGCAGCCAGAGAAUCUGCUCCUGGCCAGUAAGAUGAAGGGAGCAGCAGUGAAGCUUGCAGACUUUGGUCUAGCCAUCGAGGUGCAGGGGGACCAACAGGCAUGGUUUGGUAAGAAGUUAGGGCUGCUCUUCCACCCUGAAGUGAUCAUCUUCUCUGCAAUUCUUUUAUUGUUCUCACUAGAUGUGGCCAUCUUUGCUUUAGCUACAAAAUCUGUUCUUGGCACCAAGUUGUAAUUUGUUAAACUAAAUCAGGACUAAUAGAGCUUUAUUUCAAUCACUUUAAAAAAGAAAAGUUAUGUCUACAAAAAUAACUUAUCUUUGACAAACGGUUUAUGAGAACUCUUGUAAAUAAUCUGCAUAGUGUGUUGAGUAAUUCUGCUACACUCUCUAAGUUUUUAGUUGGGGUUACUUAAGGUUUGAUUGUAAAGUUUUCUAUUUAAACUCAAGGUCUAUUUUUUACCCUUCAUAGCACUUGAUACAGAAAUCUGAACUUUAUGUUGAACCAUUUUUCCUUCUCAAGUGAAUCCUAAAUAUAAAAAUAUUAGACACUCUGUUUUCUUUCCAUGAAAUAGUUGAUUUUGUUUGAUGCAGAAUAUAUCAAAUUUGUAUUUUUGUUUUUGUUUCACAGGUUUUGCAGGAACUCCAGGGUACCUGUCACCAGAAGUGUUGAGAAAGGAUCCAUAUGGCAAACCUGUAGACAUAUGGGCAUGUGGUCAGUUAGUUGAUAUUCAUUUACCAUUUCUGUUUUUGUGUAUGCAAACUCAUAUUUUUUAAGAAAGUAGUAUCUCUGAAACACAUUUUUAGGUGUUUAUCUACAGUUUUGUAAUGUGAGUUUUAUAUGUGUGUCAGGUGUGAUCCUGUACAUCUUGUUGGUGGGCUAUCCUCCUUUUUGGGAUGAGGACCAACAUAAAUUGUACCAGCAAAUCAAGGCUGGUGCAUAUGAUGUGAGUAUUCCUCUCUGAUUUAUUAUUGUUGUCACUCUCCUAUGUAGGUAUAUUCCUGUAUAUCGAUACAUACCAGUCUCAUGUGAGUUUGGCAAUAGAAUAUGACCAUAAAGGAGAGAGUGAGAGACAGUGCCAGGUUAAGAUAACAGCAGCUGGUGUUGAGGAUGCAAAUAUGAAGUAACUGCAACAAUACAUUAUUAAACCAUUAUGAAAACAAAUAUUAGUAGAAGCCUGCAGUAGUUUUUAAUUGAAGUCAGUUGACUUAAAGUAAACACAAACCACACUCAGUUGAUACACUCUGUACUAGAGAGGCUCAACUUUUUUACCUUUGCCAAAAUAGAUGUUGCCUGUUCAAUCCAAAAGUCUAAAUUUAUUGCACAUUUAUUUUCAUCAACCCUGACUUGUGGCUUGUGUCGAUUCGAUUAUCAUAGUUGGACCUGGUCUUCCAAUUCCAAAUUCUUCAAUAUCUGUACCAAGCUUUUUUUGUCUCCUGCUAUAAUUUGCUCCCUUGGGUCAUCGAAACAUGAACAUCUGAGUCUCGGACAGUUGGUUCUUCGAACGCUGAAAAAGGUAUUUCCAUCUUUAAUGUUGCUCCCUCUUUAUCUUUCUCCCCCAGUUUCCUUCUCCAGAGUGGGACACAGUGACCCCUGAGGCCAAGAAUCUGAUCAAUCAGAUGUUAACCAUCAACCCUGCCAAACGGAUCACCGCCGACCAGGCCCUCAAGCAUCCCUGGGUCUGCGUAAGUCACAUUUCUUUUCCAGUUUUCAAAUAAAAAUGUACUUUUGCCCAGUUCAAGAAAUACUGAUCUGUGUCAUAUAUGUGCUGGAGCAGAAUUUAUAGUUCUGGGUGUAAUUAAACACCUUCAAAGUUCUCACACACUUGCUUAAGACUUGCUUAGAAAACACUUCGAUGACGUUUUAACUUCACCAAGGCAAAAAUGCUUCCGAUUGGCUGGCAGGCAUCAUAUAACAGUGGAGUGAAAGCAGUGCAUUUGCUGACAUGAUGAUAUGAUUAAGUCCAGUUCAUUAAAAAUGUGAAUUUCUCUCCUUUUCAUGCAGCAACGCUCCACUGUAGCCUCCAUGAUGCACCGUCAAGAGACUGUGGAGUGCCUGCGCAAGUUCAAUGCCAGGAGGAAACUCAAAGUGAGUGUGGACACAUACUCAAAUAUAAAUAUAUAUAUGUACACACAUGUCACUCUUUGCCUUAUAAUGCUGAUUUUUCUCUGUUUCCUCUAGGGAGCUAUCCUCACAACUAUGCUGGUGUCCAGAAACUUUUCAGGUAAGCUUUGCAUGAAAAAAAAGCAACACAAAUCAACUUCUCACUGUAGGGAUGCUGAUGUAUUUUGUCAGUAUAGACACUAAAGGACAGCGGACUUUUCCCUUAUUAGGCCUUUCAUAAUGGCCGAGUAAUUUGCUUUUUGCUUUGCUUCUACCUGUGAUCAUUAUCUUCAUCGGCCUGAAUGUAGUUCUUACUUAACCCCUAAACUUUAUUCCUGUUCACAUUUCCUCAUCAGCUUUGUCUGCAGUUUUGAGUUUUCACUUCAGGGGUUCAGUUUGGAUUUCUUUCUUGUUCGAUCACAGAGACACAGGGUCACUCUUCAUUAAAAACCCAAUGUUCAGGGGAGUUGAUGGCCAGAAAAAUAAUAUAUUAUGGUAUUGUCUCUGUGUUUAUAUGCUUUCAUGUCAGUCAAUCAGCUCCUGUGGAUAAGCCAACUGUCUUUAACUGUUCAUGAUAAAGGGAGCAGACAAGCCAGACCUUUACAUUGCAUUUAACAGACCUGUAGGCCCAUUCAUCAAGCAGAUGUCAGAGGAAGUAAGAUCAAGGAUUUCAGGGCACAGGUAUUUAGGUGCUAAAAGGAUUUCCUGUCCGCUGCUCAAGGAUCAUUUUUCUCCCCUGAUCCAAACAUGCUUUAUCAUUCUAGUGCAAAACACUGAAAUAAAAUGGCUGUCAGGCUUUAGGGAGGCUCAUGCCCUACCUGUGCCUCCAUAUUGAAUCCCUCUCUGUCCAAUAGUGGGACGGCAGCAUACCAGCCCUGCCGCUACCACCAGCACGGCCGCAAUGGCACAGGAAGGUACGUCUGCUUGAGGGGAUGUUGGAGUCUUGCACUGCCAACUUCAGACUCAGGCUAUUGGCAUGUAGUCUGGGCUGCUUGAACCCCUCCACCUCGUGCCUGCUGCUCCCGCACAGUGAUGAAACACUUUUGAAUGGUUGUCAUUGCACUGGGCCAUCCUACAGACACACACAAACAUCAACAUGUAAAACCAGAAACAGAGCUUAGUUUUUGACCUUGCAGAGGGGCUGUGUGUUUUGAUGCUAAUGGACAAAGCUCCUCUCCAGGAAGGGCUAUUUAAUUUCCCGUGUCGAACACAACAGCCAUUUAACUGACACCCAGCAUGACCCUCUGACCUCCAUCUAAGUACUGCAGCUGCCACCAAGCAAAGCUCUGUUUACACCUCUCUGCAUUAACACAACAGGCUGCAUGUCUCUUUCCUCUGCAGCAGUUUCUGCUUUUAUUAAACACAUGCAAAUAGACACACCAGUUUUCCUUCAAUGAGCUGGUUUGUUUCCACAAUACUCAGCGGAUUCCCGGUCGAUGCCUGCCUGUGAUUGCUUCAACCUUCCUACCGCAUGGCUGUGGCACUAACCGCCAGCCAAGCAUGUGUAUGAAUUGACAGUAUAGUAUGCUUACCUGCAUGGGAAGCUGAAAAAAAACAAAAUGUAAAGUGUCUGUGUUAUCAAUAUUUCUCUGUCUUCUCUCUUCUGCCUGCCCUGUUGUUUUUGUGUGAACAGACAAAACCAAAAACACCUAAAAGUAACAGUAUGCUUCAAACAAAAUGCUAGCAUGAGCGCCAAACAGCAUCUUCUGCCUCCAGACCGCUAAAUGUUUCUUUGCAUCCACAAAUAGUCAGAAGUCUAAAAUCUUUGCAGCAUUGCUCCUUUAUUGUUUUUCUAAUAACUGGUUUAAAACACACUGACUGAUAUAAGUUGAAAUAGUGACCUAAAAAUGACCUUUUCGAGUUUACAUUGCAGUUUUGCAUUUAAGUAGAAUCCUUAUUUCUAAGUGUUUAAGAGGUAGUUUUGAAUGAUCAGGUAUUUUUCUCCCUGAACAUUUGAAAGUGCCAAUUCAAUGACUUGUAUUUCUUCUCAUCGACAGUGGGCAUUUGUCAUACUGUUUGUCGUUCUGUCUAGUUUGUAUGAAGCAUACAGAGCCCUAUAAAGGUACAUGUGGGUCAUGUGACAGGGCGAGCUGCUUGCUGAAAGGCUGUUUAUACUGGGGUUAUUUUCUGUUCAGUAAGUGGAUGACACAUAAGCUGGCAGUGAUGGGUAUCUCUCUUAGCCUGCAUCUGAUCGUCACGUUUCCACACUUCCUGAUCAUGAUGCUACACCGAGUGCAAAAGUGAAGGAUAUAGAUCUCAGAUGAUGUUGAUAGGUGACUCCACGGUCUUUAAGCCAUUGAUAAUGCACUCAUUGGCACUUUUUGAGAUAACACUGUGAGCAGGUGCUGCAUGUCAGACAAGUUCAUGAGCCGCACCAUCACCGCAUGAACCCACGACCUCUGUGAAAUGACAAAGAUUGUCUCUAAAAGAGCCUGGCAGCUGUUUGUGUCUGUAGUUGUCAGUUUUCAGUUCAGAUGCUGAAAUGCAGAUAUUAAAUAUAUUACUCUUGUCUUAUCUUCUUUAUUACCCUCCUUCCUACUUUAAAUGGAAGGUAAGGAAGGUUUAUUGAAAGUCUAUGUAAUUUUUCUUUACAAAAGAGUAACAGUAUUUUAUUAUUUACAGUAUGUGUUGUCGUGUGCAUGCUUGUGAACAUUUUCCUUCAGAUUCCUGUGAAAUAUCUGUCUUAUUUAUCGUACAUAAUUUGUCUCUUGUGCAUGCCGAUGUUUGAUCAUUAACAGCUAACAAAAAAUUAGAUAAAGAAAGUUUUCAGUUAGAUAAACUUCUUGGAUUACAGUAUAUUUUGUUUGACCCAGAGAAACGUGUUUGUUUUUUCCUGCUUGUCACAACCACAGUUGAGUUGUAACACUUAAAUGAGAAAUAAUUUCCCUUUUGACUCUUUAAUUUCAGGGAGAUAAGUUGUUUUGUGUAAAGGACCAAUAUGAUACUUGUAACUUGUUCACUUCUUUGAUGUAUUUUUCAUUCUUUUUAUAAGUUUAAAGGAGUUACUUCAGGUCAAAUAGUGGGAUUAGAUUAAUGUAUUUAUUCAAUCAAUCAAUCAGUCUUUAUUUGUGUAGCACUUUUCAUACAAAACCGAUGUAGCACAAAGUGGUUUACAUAGCAGAGGAAUAAAAGAAACUAAGAAUACCCUGAUCUACCUCAGCCCAACCCCUCAUUCCCACCCCGCGAUCAUUUAUUAUGAGUGUCAGUACUCAACUGUCUUGUGUCUGAUGGGAAACUUUAUAGUUAUUUACUUUUUGGGCUGUUUUUGCAGGACCAGGCUGCUAAUGGUAUUACAUUUGCAAAAUAAGAGUAAUAUAAAGGCUUUAAUUUUGGAUAAAUGUGGUUAAAAAAGAAAUAAUAGAAUUUAUAUGUAUUUGUAAAUAUAAAAUAUAAGAAAUGUCUAAAGUUGCAUUUUUUUAAUGUUAUUAUUCAUUUUUUGUGAAGACUUAGUCCAGAUCUUCUCCUCUUUUGUCGUUCCUGCUUUGAUUUGUUCCUGCUCUGUGAUGGCCACUUUGAACAAGGAAUAAAUGAUGUUACGUCGAUGUCUAUAAAUAGAAACAUUAGAAUUUGUAGAUAUUGAUUUUUAUUUCAUUAUCCUUUUUUAUAAUCCUGAGUAGUUCUCAACAAUUUAGACUCCAAAUCACAGGAAUCAAAGAUUUAAUCAUUUAAGUAGUAGAAUAUGUGAGAUGACACCAGGACUCCAAAUCAAGUUUUCAUUUUUAAUUUUUUAAAUCAGCUAAUUGCUUUAUUUAUUUAUUUCUUUUUUGAUUGUCAUAUAAAUACUUUUGAAAAUGUGUCCUGACCAUCUCCUCUCUCUUUCCUCUAGCAUGCAAAACCUUACUAAACAAAAAGUCGGAUGGAGUAAAGGUAAGCUCUCUCUCACAUAUGAAGGAUUUAUUGACCUUACUGUCUUUUUCACUCUACCUGUCUUCUGCUGUCCUCUUUUUUUGGUCUACCACCCGAGCGAUUUUCUCUGCCUAUUUUAAUCUGUUUUCUCUGAUAUUGGAAAUGUAUGAAAAGCAGUAUAUUUGUUUUUUGGUUGAAUAGUCCAUUUUCUUUGGUGCUUUGAUCUAUUGUGUAACAAGUAAAGUUUAAAGAUUUUUUUCUGUGCUCAGGAAAAAGGAUCUUUGAAAUUGUCUUGCUAGUCGAUUGUGUUGAACAGCAAAAUAUAGAUAAAAAUAAAUAACAUUAAAGUGAAUGUUAGAGUCUGAAUAGAGACCAAAAUGCUUUGAAAGUAAUGCCAAUUUUACAACCGCCCCCAGGUUUUUCUCAGAUUUACUUCAAUUUGAGCUGCCAUUACGUCUUGGUGCUCACUUUAUUUUGAUGUGCAGUCAGCGUCAGUGCAUGCAAUGAAGCGCCAUCAUCAGCAAGGACAAAAAAAAUAAAUGCAGUGACUCAAACAAUCAAUAAAUUCCCCCUAAAUAUGACCCGUAACAUUUUAAAGAUAUAUAGCAUAAAUCAUUUUUUAAAGGUUUUAGUUGUCUUGUAAAAGAUUUCUCCCUACAUUGUUUUCCUUGCUAAUUCUUUGUAUUUUCCUGAAGUCUAUUUAGUAUCCCUGUGUCUCAUCUCCCUUUCUUUACGCAACUUUUUGGUUUGUCUUUCUUACUGGAAUCGAACUGGCAGCUUCACUUUUUUUACGAUUACUAUCAGCUCUUUGUUUCCCGAUGACCCUUUAUUUUUCCUCCUCCUUUCCAUUGCUGUCUGUCAGAAAAGGAAGUCCAGCUCAAGUGUUUGUUUGAUGGUGAGAUCAGUUCUGUCGAUUUUUAUUCAUUUUUGAUUGUUUUCCUCUCUCUCCGUUUUUCUGAGUAUUUUUACCCCUGCGGUCCUCCGCUUACUUUAUUUUAUUUUUUAAUUUCCUUUGGACAGAGAUGUUUAAGGCGUCUAUGUUCAGUAUCUGUUGGAUUUCCCAACUCCAUCCAACAUCCUCGCAUCCUCUUUUGCCAUAAGCGCCACCAAAACCAUUUCAACCACUGACAUAUAACACACAAACCACUGACACCCAUCAAGUUACCCACCUCUGGUACUUGUGAUGGAGAGAAGAUAAGGCACUCUGGCUCACUUACCAACAUCUCUUACAGGAGUAAGAUUGCAGCUCACCAUACAAAUGGAUAUACAAUCCCUCCCUUCUUUUAAUUAUUGCAUUCUUACCAUACCAUCAUUAUUCUCCCCCUUUUUCCAGUAAAAAAAACAGCUGUCUUGGUCACCUGCAUUUGAUCUACUUUUAAACCACAGUCAAUUGAGGCUUUGAAGAUAUUACUCUUUAUAACACUUAAUUAAUAUAAAGUUAUUUUUAGCAAUUUUAUUUCAAAACUUUAGGAGGAUAUCUGUAUUUAAUUAGAAAUAUUUGCAAUUAUACUGAAGUUUUAAAAUUAGUAUAAAUAUAAGUAUAAAUAAAGUAUAUCCACUGUUUAUUACAGACAGAGAACUGCAGCCAUGUCACAUUUUCACAUCUGUAGCCCAAAGUUUGUAUCUCCCUGAUUCACUCACCGUUUGGGAUUUUGGUAUUUUAGUCUUUUUGGGAUUUAAGCACAUAAACAUUUUCUGGAUGUGUCAAACAGAGUCGUAUGACUCACCUCACCACUGAGCAUCCAAAUUGUUCAUAUUAAGGUACUUGUCAAUGAUAAAUUUAUUUGCCAUAGGAGAUCUAAGUCAGCUUGACCCUUUGUUGAGAAAUCAGCUGCAGAACUGGAGCAGAAGCUCCAGGAUAUCAACCACUGCAGACUGGGUCAGCUCGAUUUUAGCUCAUUUAAAUUAACUCAGCUUUAAACACUGUUGUUUGAGUAAAUGAACAAUUAUUGUAUUUUCAGUACCUUACUUUGCUAUCAGAUAACCCAUUUGUUUUUGUACUCGUUGUGGAUUUGAUUUGACACACGGCCAACAGGGCACUGAUCAGCUGUAGGGGCCUAUGACCUACAAGUCAAUGUGACUUUUGCUCAUUAUUUAAAGAAAUAUUUUGAAUAACAGACAAAAUGUUCAAAAAUCUUUCAAAUUAUCAAAAUAAAACUAAAAAUCCAAAUUAUUAAACUAAAAAAUAGCUUAACUUAAAUGUAGAGAAGGUAGUUAUACUUACAAGAUUUGCAGUCAUUUCUUUGUUUUAAGACUCAUUUCUAUAGCGCUCUUUAGGCCUAAUUACAAUAAGAAUCAUUAUAUUGCUGCACAUGAGUUUCCUGCAUCUACCUUUUAAGAAGAGCAUUUUUGGAGACCAAACUUUGAUGAGCAAAAAUCAUUCAACCCGAGACAAAUGUCUGAUCUAUGUACAGAUUUAAGCUAGUACUGUGUAAGUGAUUGAUACCAUACCAUAAAAAAAACAUUUGUCUUUGAAGAUUUCAGUUCCUGUAGUAUUUUAGUUGAGAGAAAUACUCAGUUUACUGAACUAAAUCCUCAGAGUUUCUGUGUUACAGGAAGUCUGAUGUUUUGAUUAAUCUACGACAAAGAACUCUUUUAAGAAAGGAUUCCUGAUUAUUAAAUCGAAGAAGGAAAAAAAGAUAAAGUACUAUUUAGUGAGCACUUCCUGCUGUGGUUUCGUAACUCUGAUUCUCAAAAGAGAGAGACUGAUUUUCACAGCAGUGUACGUCAGAGAAAUAAAGUCUCCUUGUUCUUGAAGAGGUUGUGCUGUUGCUUGUUGUUCACAGUCUUUUACAUGAUUUUUCCUGCCAAAAGAUGAUCAUGAUUGACCGUAGAGAUCACCAGAAUAGUUUUUCUGUGGAAUAUUUGCUCCUUUAAAUGUUGCAGAAAAGCUGCUGAAAAAAAACUCCCAGCACUUCUGCUAUCUUUUGUAGAUGUAAUCCAUCCGUCCACACCUCUCAACUUUCUUUUGGAGAAACUGAUUUGCAUUCAAGCAGCUUCUCUUUCUGUUUCCCCUCCAGUCAGCCUGAGGCAGAGUCCAGCUCAAACUGUGUUUCCUUGUUCAGAUCUUACACUCCAUCUGUCAUCAUGCAGCUGAACCACUAUUCGAGCCUGCAAUUUCUAACAAAACAUGACCAAAAGAAGUGUUUGGGUGAACAAAAAAUAUUAACUCAAUGAAACUUUUUUAACUACACUUCCAUAAAGGCUUGACUUUAUCAUAAAAAAGUAGAUCAAAAGACAGAGAUCCUGUUUUUUUCUCUAGUUUAGGUCAAACUGUAGUCUGGUACUGCCAGACCACCUCACCUUGGUGGAUGGAUCUUGAAUCUUUUAGUCCAUCUCUAUUUCAAGGGAGUUUUAGUGAUGGCUGCAUGUUGAAUGUCUCUGAAAACCACUGGACAGACCCGCAACUAUUCAGAGCGGUACAGCAUGUCAUGUAGCGCAUAGCAAUAGAAAAUGUAAACAUACAGUGGCAUGUCGAGGAAAGAAACACACUCCUCUAACCAAAGAAAGUAGCUGACAGGCAAGAGAAGCUUCUUUUUUGUUUCUUUAUGUAGAAUUUAAAUAAACAAACACGUUUAGAUUGUUGAAAAUUUCACAAAUUACUCUGAGCAGCAAUUUUUGGAUGACAACAAUACUAUGAGUAUGAAAUUAACUAAAAUAAAGCUAAAAUUGUUGGGCUGAAAAGACUGAAUAAAAAAUCUGAAGUUAGUUCAGAUGAAUCUACAUGUGUGAAUAUAGAAUUUGCUGAUAAAAUCUACCAUGUAAAAUUUAACUUCUAUGUUCUACAUAAAUGCACCAAACUUUAUGUUGAAACACAAUAUUUAGACCCUUAAAACAAUGAAAAUGAAUGAAUGUACAUCUGACAAAGGCACAGUCUCAAACUGCAUCUUUUUUUAGUUUUUUCCAGAUCUUUUUUUCCAGAUCUCCUUUUUGUCUGUUUAUUUUUUUAUUUGUUUAUUUCGUUAUUGGCAAACUAAAUUAAAAUUUUUUGUUUGGACUGAGGAUUGACUCAUCCCAUUUCAGUCAAAGCACUUAACAGGGACCGUCAGAGUUCUGGGUCAGACAGCCUUUAGUAUUGCGUCAAGAUCAGCUUCUGUUGAUAUAAAGAAGGGAAAUAAUUACAUUAGCUAUAUGUAAACUUAGUGUUCUCCUCAAUAACAGAAAAACUUGUCAUCAGAGCCUUUCACUGCAUGCACAGACCUGAACUGGACCCCAUUUAAGAUGAAAACCUGGCCUGGUUAUAAACGCUUUGACUAUGUUGCAGGCAAGAACAGGCUGCUGUACAACCUGUCAAAGAUUCAAACUUGAUAUUUCUCCUUUAAGCUGAUUUUUAAAUAAUGUAAUUCAAAGGUGCUGGGACAAAAUGAAAACCUAUAGUCUGAUGUUAUAUCUGUUGUUUUUAAAUGUAUUUGCUGACUAACAUUUGUGCAUUUCUACUUUUUGAACAAUGUAAUAUGACUGCGGUUUUGCAGACACUAAAUGCAGGCUUGAACUAGGAUGCUCAAAGAGUGAUUCAGACACUUAGUGGUCAUGGUAAUGUAGAAAUAAAAAGACCCAAGUCACCUAAACAAGCUAAGAAGUUCAAUGCUCGAUUAUAAGAGUCAUGUUGCAGAUUGGAGGGAUAUAUAGAUACGAGAAAGCGUCAGAUUAUUAACACAGAUUUCAAAGUUUAUAAUGUUUAGUAUUUAAACCCACUCCCAUACUGUGCAGUUUAAACUCCUAACCAUUUGUAGUAAGUUAAUAUCUUUAUAUGGCUGUGUUAUAGCCAUAUCCCUGUUUUCCACAUUAGAUUCCCAUAGGUUGGUUUAUUGCACAGAGGCAGCAGUGGGAGUCAUUCUGUGUUGUGUUUCUUUGCCUCGGUCGCAGGGGAACAACAGUAAUAACAGUGUAGUAAGCAGCAGCAGCACCAAAGACAGCAGCAUGUCAUCUACAGCACCAAUGGUACCUCAUUUUAUUUGUUUUCUCUCACUUUGCUUUCGAUGUCAUUGUUUCAUCUUUUUCAUCCUCUUAGUGUUUAGUUAUGUCUCCUCCUCAUCUUUUUUGUCACAUCCCAUGUAAAGUGAAAUACUCUCUGGACUUCAUCCUCUCUCGUCCUUCAUCCUCUGACUCUAUAUUCAACACAAACUGUGAUGUUGGCAGUAUAUUUGACACCUUCAAAUUGAAUUGCUGGUUUGAGCCUGAGAGCAUCUUUCCUAGCUUGUGUUUUACCCAGACCCAUUGCAGCGAUACACAAUCUUUUUUUUACUCAGAGCCCAACACUGACAGGAAGACAAAUGACUUUCAUUUUCUGAUACACAGCAGACACUUCAAUCAAGUUCUGCUCGGCCAAUUCCUGAAGACACCUUUGUGUGUUCAGGAAUUGUCACCUGAGAUUUGUUGAUAGUUUGUCUUUGGAAGUAAAAGGGUUUCUGCACUUUCUCUAAAAGCAGAGCCGGAAAAUCUCAAGUCCUAACCUUUGCUACAUUAAUUCAAAGCCAAUUGUAAAUUGUUGUUUUUUUGGUUUAUGACUCUUAAAUGUGAUGAGGACUACUGGGUAAAACAAGAGUUGGAGGGGAUGGGUAACAAAGUGACUGUUAUGUCAUGAAAAUGCAGCCCCUGUGUUCAUGUCUGUAAUGGGACUGGCUCAUAUAUGACACGCUAAAGCACGUUAAAUCUUGAGAAAAGUUUCAAUCUUUUGACGUUACUUUCUUAGAGUGGGUCACAUGAUUUUUACACUGUCUCCACAGGGACAUUAGCAGUCUGCGCACCAUUAAAAGCAAGUUACUUUUGUUUGACAGAUUCCUGUCCACCACUGAGUAUCUCAGGAAUUAGUAACAUGAAAUGCAAAGUUAGCUAUUUUGUAUAUAAUAGAAAAGAAAUCACUGCAAACCCACAUUUUCUUUAAGGGGCUGCAUUUUCUGUAUUUCUAGUUCAUGGGUAUCAGGUCUAGUAAGGAUUGAGAUCAGGAUUCUUAAUAUGUGACGGACAAACUUAUUGCAUUUCCAUAGAUUUGAUUUCCACACAGUGCUGCACUUGGGGCGUCAUUAUUGCUUUGAGCUUAAUGUGUUUGGGAAAGGGUCAAAGUUGAGGAUGAGGGAAAGUAAGAUAUCACAACCGACAAGCUUUGAAAGCCUGUUAGUAAAAUCAAUGAGCUAAAUCCUAAAUAUUAAGAUUUCUAAUAGAAAACUUUGUGCUUGGGUUCGUAAUCACAUAGUUCUCAUUUGCUCCUCGGAUACUUUAUUUAUUAAAUGCAGAAUUGGAUAUUUCGGAGCCUUCAAAAAUUGUAAGGUUAAAGGCACUCUUAACUCAUAAAACAUAGUUGCUUGCUCAUUGAUUUGGACCCUCCUCCUCAGUCUUGGCCCUGGUUUGUGAAUAUUGUUUGAGCUGCUUUGGACUGUCCAGUGUUGCUUUCAUUACUUUAAGAGACCGUUAGACAUUUUAGGGCCACGGUGCUGGUGAAAGGUUGAUCAAACUGACACUGAGCGCCUUGACAUCUACAUUCAUCUACGCAAUCACUUCCAGUGCUCCACAGCCUCUUCACUGUAGCCAUGUUUUGGUGUGCACACAUGCCUUUGUUUUGUAUAUUUGUUGUCGUGGAAUACGUUUGUAUUCCCUGGCAUCUUCCCUGGUGUCCCCCUACCCAUUCCCUCCCUGCAUGGUAAAGUGUCUCCUACCUCCCCCCAGGAAGCCCAGACAACUGUUGUACACAACCCAGCUGACGGCACUAAGGUAAGGCCCUCCUUCUCCCACCACUAGCCACCAGCCACUACUAACACCCGCAGGGAAUUGGUGGAGGAUUGUCUCUAAAUUUACUCCAUACAUCUCCGUCAAAAAUGACCGUAACAACUCGCUACGCCUCAUUGUGCACCUAAUCUGCGCUGGCUUCUGCUGGCAUGUUUCAUCAUUUCUCUUCCUGAUUACCAGACGGGAUCUUACUGGAGAAUUAAAUUCUGUGAACUCCUCCAAUCUGGAUGCAAAUCAGCUUCUGUUUGAAACGAAGGUGCACUUAUCUGGUCCUACUAGAAUAAAUUGUUAUAUUAUAAUCAAUUAAUACUAAAAGGAACAUUAAUUUUUAUAAAUGAUGCAUGUUUGGAUUUGAUGAGUUAUUUAUUGGAUUUAAAAAUCAUACUCAUGUUUUCUUUUAUACCUUUAAAAGUUGAAUUAAUGCUUAAGUUUCAGAGAGGAGCCAGAAUUAGUCUGACUGCUUCCAUCAAAUCAGAAGACUGGCCAAUCAGAGGUCGUGUUACAAUACUGAUCUUAAUUCAAGUUGAGCCUUUAUGCUACUUAUAAAGAAAUCAAAGUAAUAGAGGUGACAUCAAUUGUCCUUAAGUUUUUAUCUAAAACAGGAGCUGAAAAGUUUGUAAUUAGAUUUAGAGUUGUAUAAAGACAUGACAGCUUUUGUCUAUUUUUGUAAUCUUACUUUAACCUUUGAUCAGUUUUCCAGCAGGUUCAAGUCUCACUCUUGAAAAUUGAACAGACUUGGUAAACAGUAAAAUAAUAUUCUUAAGUAUAAAUUAGCUUCUUCUUAAAAUGGUUUUGUUUUUGGUUACUUGCAAUUUGCUGUUACUAUCAGCAAAUAUCAGAUACUGCGUCAUUCUGUGGAGCAACAGGCACUUGCUCUCUACUUUGCAUCCGCUAAAAUUAAACUACCAUUGCGUCUUGUUUAUAAACCUCAUUGCUAUCGGUAGGCGGAGGUGCAGGAUCGAAUAAUUAGGGACAUUGGAAAGGUUGCGAGGGGGAUUAGGAGCUAGCUGAAAUCUACAAUGACCCAGGAGGGGUGUUCCUUCCUAUCUGGUCCUACUGCAGUUUUUCUCAUUGACACCUCUUUCAGCACAUGGUCUGGCAGAUAGGAUCAAAGUGGCCAGCUCUUAUCACCGCUGUUCACACCUAGACGGAUCAUGCAUCUCAAAAUAUAUAGAUUUUAAGAGAUAUUUUUCUCACUUCUUGUGCAAGUCGACAUGAAACCUGAUACACCUGCUUUUAAAAAAGAUUAAAUAAAGAUAACGAAACUGUUGUGGGUGAGGGAGAAGUGUAUUCAUGCGACAGAGCACCAUUUAUAAACAGACUGAAGAGAUUACAUGAUGAAAACAUUUAAAUAUGAAACGUCCUGGUGGGGAAAUCAAAUCUUAAAUUUUAAUGACACAGAAAAUCCUACAUGUACCAUAUUUAAGAACUAAUUACUCACAUCAACUUUCUGCUAAAGCAGGAACUAACCAUCAUGGGCUUGUUGUUUUAUUGUUUUAACUCGCUGAAUACUAGCAUCACUAGAUAUUUAACUUUGCAGUGCUGUUUCGCAAUUUCUUCAGUCUUUUCUCACAGAGACUUCCUUGAGAACACUAAAACACACCAACAUGCCCUCACACACUCGUUAAAUUACACACUUAGAAAUUACUCUCACAUAGUGUCACUCUGUCAUGCGUGGCUCUCUGCGCUGCUGUCCUGGCUGGUUUGUGCUCCUGGGAGGGAGUCGUCCACCCAUCCAUCUGUCUUGUUGCUUAUACAUUGUAUGCGCAAAAGUGUCCGAAGCCUCUUGACCGUGUCUCGCAGACACAUUAACAAAUGACUCAUCUUUUUUUUUCUGCUUCCUUUUUCCUCCAAAACUUCCCUUCUCUCUGUCCUUCUCUCUCUCUCUCUCUCUCUCCUGUCUGACAGGGCUCCACAGAGAGCUGCAAUAACACAGAAGAGGAGGAGAUGAAAGGUAGGAAAGGUACUUGUCCAACUUUUCACCUACUCUGCAUGCCUGGUUACGUUCACUUAUGUCUAUUAAACUCCAGAUUAGACAGAGAAAUACAGUUGAGGAAUUAAUCCUGCACAGUUUUUCUUCAUUGUUUUAAUUUUAUAUGGUGACAGAUAAUGUUAGUUUGAUUGUAAGAAAUAGCUAAGAUCAACAUUUUUCUGUUUGCAUGACUAUUAUCAACAGAAAUGCCUUUUUUUUUACAACCUUAUUUAAGCUCUACAUGUGUUGUAUCAGGAAAGUAUCUAACAUUAUAGACCUCCAGGCUUACAUCUGUUUGACAAAUCCAACAUUAACUCCUUCUUAACCCACCUCAUUGGUACUUGGGCCGUUUUGUUUCUGUGCAUGACUGAUCCCCAGACUGCUUAAGCCGAACAUUAGUCAUUUCCAGGCUGGGGACGACACUUAUUGUCUGGAGAGUUGAGUGGAGAAGGACAGAGCGACUGCAGUUCUCCAGUGUAGUUAAUCCGGUUACUUAGGGCAGCUUUAUACAGGUUUACUUACCAGCACUGGAUCUGACAGCAGCUCAUCAUUGACAUACAAAGAAGAGUCUAUUGUUCCUGUUUCUCUGAGAUUUGUUAGAAUACAGAUUUAAACAUUAGUAGGAUGAAUUAGCUCAUUGUUUUGUAAAGUCAGAUCGAAGUUACCUCUUAAACCCCGAGUCACAUGGUUGGUUAAGGAAAUGUCACCUGCUGGUUUGCUGAAGUGACAGAAAAGUAAACACAAUGCUCUGACACUUAAAACUGAUAACAAGUUUGGUCAAAGAUUAAAUGUAAAUUAAAAAAGUGCUUUAUUGCCACUAGUGUCGUCAGACAGGUUCAGUUUUAAUCAUAAAACAGUGUAAGUAAAGUCUCACAACAGUGUGAGUUAUGAGUGUUUUAACAAAGUUUUGUAACAGUAAUAUUUUGCAGUAUUCAGUGAGUUUGUUAUUCGUGUAACUAAUUAUUUGUAAUAAUAAGGGAACAGGAUAAUUAUCCUUGGCCAAAUCCUUGUACAUAGUAAGUACCUCAUGCUGAAACCUGUCAUGACUGUCACUCUGCUGUGAUGACAUUCAGUGCUGUAGCAGAGUGCUGAUCUCUGACUCGUACCCAAAGCUUCUUACAUGUUAUUCACUUUAGAGGACAGGUGACCUGAGAGGUUUGGCCACUUGUUCAGCUCAGUUCUUUGUAUCUAGUCUCCACAACUGUGCUCUGUAGAUUUUCAUGUCAUUCUUUGUGCAUUUUUUUGUCAUUAAUUUUUCUUUUUAUUUAUGAUUUUUUUUUAAAUUUAACUUCCAGAUAGGAAAAGAUAAAGAAAGAUUCCUUAAAUUAUAUAAAAAAAUCAUUUUAACAAGCUGGUACUAAUAAUCAUAAUAAAAAGAAUAUGCAAGAAAAGAAAUAAGCUUAUUAUUGUUGCAAACUGACCUUACAUUAAUCCACUAUGCACUUCUAUUUUAUCCCUUUUUGCUCUGUGAAUACUCAAAAAAACUGUAAAAGUGUUCCCAAACAAACUCAUUCUUGAUAGCUGAUACAUCCUCUGAGGCUCUCUGUCAGUCUGUGUUUGUGUGUCUUUGUUGUGAUGGCUGUAGUGGCUGCCUGUGAGUCUGCUUGCACAGACAGCGCAGUGGUAAGCCUCUGCAGCACUGCUGAGGAGCAGACCCAGACUCUGUCUCCUCUCUGCCCACCACCCACCAUCUGUAAGUCAGCAACAAGUUACCUGACUCACCUUUGAGCUCCAACCUCUGUGUGCUGACCUUUCCUCUCAACGCUAAGCAACUGUCUCUGGCAACAAAUCUGUCCCUUAAAGCAGAGAAAGUCACUUAUUUAUUUGAAAGGCUUCAUAUGAAAACAGUAAACAACAAUACCAGAUGUUUUCUGCUUUUCCUAAUGUUCCUGCACUGGCCUGCUCUGCCAUCUGCUGCCAUCUACUGACACUAAAACCUGACUACACCCUCCUGUUCCCCUUCUACAGUAUAUCUGAGUGUCUGGAGUCUAAUUUCCUUCAAUGACUUCUUGAUUUAGUUUGUGCAGAAUAAGCAUCAUUUAAUACCAUGGCAAUGGUUUGAUACUCUCAAUUUUCUAAAUAUAACUUUAUUUUACCGGGAUGGCUGCGUGCAGCUCAUGCUCUGCAGGAGGCUGUGAGCAGCCCCAGUGCUCCUCAGACCAGUUCAGCUAAGAGCUCCUGUCCUGAACCAGAGUCCAAUCUGUUGCCCCCUGCAGGCAGCAGCUGUAAACUGCUGCAGCGUAAGUGUCAGGUUGUGUGGUGUGCAGGUUGUGCUCCUGAAGCAGUGCGCUUACUCGCUGUCUUGACUUUGGAGACUUCAAGGAAUAAACUGUCUUUAAGAGAAAACAGUUAUGUACAUGUGCGGAGGACCUGCUGGAUGGUUUCUUUUGCUCAGCUGCUGCAUAUUUGUUACAUUGAGAAUAUUUUUAACUCUUAAAAAUCUGUGUUCAUCUGUGCUGGUGUAGUAUCUUCUUCAGUGCACUGUUAGGUGUGUGUUUGCAUGUUGUUUUGCAUGAGUUUGGAGGUCAGGAGACACAGGUCAUCUUCAUUUUUGUAAAGGCUAAGUACAGUUGUUAAAGGGAUAUUCCAUUAAGUCAUGGUCAAACACACUGUACCAUCCAUAGACUGUAUGGUAACAUCAAAUUAGACGCCCCCUUGAGAGAUGAAUUUUGUCGACCACUGGCUUCUUUAGUUACACAAACUUCAGCAACGACCGCACAAUGGCAAUACACAGCAGUCUACGUCUCUAAGCGUGAACCUCUAUCAAAACGCCACUCUAUAGCCACAAAUAAUGCUCAGAACAGCACCUAACUUCAUCAGCAGUACAUAUAGGGUUCCAGCACACAGUACUAGCCACCAAACAUCUGAUUUCUUUAGCAAAGAGACUAAACACAACUCACCCACUCUCCUCCAGCAGCCACUAGUCUGUGGGGAAGCCCUGACGAGUCGAUCACCAAGUGCAGUGGUGUUCUGCAGCUCAAAAAAGAAAAUUUAUGAUCAUUUCUUCAUGGAAAUGCAAUCAGACCGAGACGUUAAGGCAGAAGAACUACUGCAUCUGCAGUGCAAAAUGAUUAAUAUAAUGAUUAUUACUUCAUGGAAAGAAGAACUAGAGAAGCAAGCGGUUGGCAAAAUUUAUCUCUCUCGAGGGGGUGUCUGACUCUGUGUUACAGUGUGUUUGACCAUGACUUAAACUUACACCGGAACAUCCUUUUAAGCUGCAUUUUGAGCUCUGAUAUGUUGAUCAUUUUUGUACAUGAAUUCCUCCCCAAAAAAGCCCAAUAUGCCAGUGAUCCAAAUAAAUCAGGGUAUAAAAAGAUUAAAAAGGAGUCAGGGUGACUUUAGAUGUCACUAUUCCACCAGAGACUGCACUCAUAUUCCUGUCAAAGUCAGUGUUUUAAAGGUAGUUUAGGAAAUGCAUGAAGUGUGAUAUCUUUUCUUUAACUGCACCUCUUUGUCCUCUCUCUCUACUCCUCCUUCUUUCUGUUUUUAGCUCGUAAACAGGAGAUCAUCAAGAUGACGGAGCAGCUGAUUGAAGCCAUCAACAAUGGGGAUUUUGAGGCGUACACGUAGGUUUUCAUUUACAGUUCAAACAAUCAAACAGUCAAAAGUCAUCAGCCUGUCCUACCUCAAAAAUGCUUGUUCAGAAGUCAGAAUAAACCAAAGCUUUAUGCGUCAUGUCAUCUGAUCUACAGCUUUCACCCCCUCACUUUCUCUCUGCGAGUAAUUCUUGAGCUGAAGUUUGUAUUUUCCUUUGACAGAAGAAUCUGUGACCCUGGACUGACGUCUUUUGAGCCAGAGGCUCUUGGAAACCUUGUGGAGGGCAUGGACUUCCACAAGUUCUACUUUGAAAACUGUAUGUUUGCUCAUUUAAAGUCUAUUUUAACACAGUCUGCAGUCACUUACAGCUGUAUGUCCUUGUCCUCUUUGAAUCCAUAGACUCUGAGAAGUAGAGUUAGCCUUUGUUGACAAAUUAAGACUAAAUCCAGUUGAGCUCUUGAUUCAUUUAAAGUAAUUUUUAACUCUCCCCUUAGCCUUCUGUAAUCAGUCAGAAAAAUCCCCCUGCAGACUAAAGCCUGCGGAAAACAUAAUAGUCCUGAUUUUAUUGAUCUCGCUUCACAAUUCUGUUGUAUUUUUCUAACCAAACAGCUGACACUGAAGUUUCUGUCCCCACAGUACUGAGUAAAAACAGCAAACCAGUGCACACCACCAUCCUCAACCCCCACGUCCAUCUGAUUGGAGAUGAGGCGGCCUGCAUCGCCUACAUCCGGCUGACGCAGUACAUUGACAGCCAGGGUCGGCCACGCUCCUGCCAGUCAGAGGAGACGCGUGUGUGGCACCGCCGGGACACCAAAUGGCUCAACGUGCACUUCCACUGCUCAGGAGCACCAGCUGCACCCCUGCAGUGA
Messenger RNA from Xyrichtys novacula (pearly razorfish), 54972 nucleotides. The record is from the annotation of a GenBank genome assembly. Lineage: Eukaryota; Metazoa; Chordata; Actinopteri; Labriformes; Labridae.